AUGAACCUUGCUUGGUUCCUAAUCUUGGCAUCAAGUAAGUUGUGGCUCUUAAGAGAUGAAUGGGUGUUCCUACUGAAACGGGAAGUGGAUAUGCUGUGUUGGGGUGGGGGAUAAAUUCCUUUAUUAACUGGGUUCCCUCUGAAGGAUGCUUCUUGGUUAACAAUUCAUGGUACCUUUGGCACACCACCUCUGUUGCCUGGUGUGCUCCCUUGACCAGCACUGCCGUGUGGCUUGCCAGCACUCGGGGCAGGCAAAUCGCCAACACUGCAAGAGCGACCCCCUACCAGAGCCAAGCAGGGUUGCACUGAAUCACCUGCCCAGCUGUGCAGAGGGGAACACAGCCGGCUGAUGGAGCCCUUGGCAGGAGAAACCCCCUGACACAGAGAGGAGCGCUGGGGCAGGUUGUGCUGGGGUUGCCCCUUGCCCGCCUCUCCCAUCCCAUCCAUGGGCCUGAUCUGUUCCCACCGUCCAGGGAAUGCGGCACACCAAGUGAGGAGCGAGCAAGUGCUGGCUGGGUGGUCAUUCAGUGAGGGGCCUUGGCAUGGUCCAUCUUGGAGACCGAAGGGCAGCCUGGCCUCAGGAAUGCACCCUCGGGGUGGGGUUUUACCUUCCAGCUUGCGUUUAGCAGGCAGGAUUAUGCAUCAACUCUCGGAAGCCUGGGAAACGCCAACCUAACCCUAAUUGAACUCCUCUUGUGGGAAGUUUAUGUCUCCUUUCUAGUAGGCUCAGACACGGCCUCCAUCCCUAGGAACUUGUUGCAGUUCCAUAACAUGAUCAAAUGUACCAUUCCCAGCAGUGACCCGCUGAAGGAUUAUGCAGACUAUGGUUGCUACUGUGGCUUGGGGGGCAGCGGGACACCAGUCGAUGAGCUGGACAAGUAAGCAAAUUUCUCAUCUUUGCCCUCUGCCCACCCUCCCGUCCCUACCGUGUUCCAAGGCUUUGCACCUCCUAAUUUUAUUAGGGCACCUGCAGGUGAUCAGUAUUUUGCAGGAGGGGUUUAAGAACAUACCAAAACUUCAGUUUUCUACACUUAAAGUAGACUCUACUGCAACAAAUCUACCUUUAAAAAUUUGCUCUAUUUGGGGCUUAAAAAGGUAAAGGGACCCCUGACCAUUAGGUCUAGUCGUGACCGACUCUGGGGUUGCGGCACUUAUCUCACUUUAUUGGCCGAGGGAGCUGGUGUACAGCUUCUGGGUCAUGUGGCCAGCAUGACUAAGCCGCUUCUGGCGAACCAGAGCAGCGCACAGAAACGCCGUUUAUCUUCCCGCCGGAGUGGUACCUAUUUAUCUACUUGCACUUUGACAUGCUUUCGAACUGCUAGGUUGGCAGGAGCAGGGACCGAGCAAUGGGAGCUCACCCAUCAUGGAGAUUUGAACCGCCGACCUUCUGAUCGGCAAGUCCUAGGCUCCAUGGUUUAACCCACAGUGCCUUGCACUUAAUUUGGGAGCUGCAACUACAGCAGAAUGCUGCAGCAUGGUUGCUGGCAGAAUAGAGGCCUUGUCAGCAUAUAAAACUCUGCUCAGUGAUAUUUACAGUGGUACCUCGGGUUAAGAACUUAAUUCGUUCUGGAGGUCCGUUCUUAACCUGAGGUACCACUUUAGCUAAUGGGGCCUCCCACUGCCGCCACGCCGCUGCUGUGCGAUUUCUGUUCUCAUCCUGAAGCAAAGUACUUAACCCAAGGUACUAUUUCUGGGUUAGCGGCGUCUGUAACCUGAGGUACAACUGUACUGUUUGCUCAUUUUCUACCAGGCCAAGUUCAAGGUGUUACUCUUGUGGGAAAUGCAGCCUCAUAUAACUAGCAUGUUUAGUUCGGGUUAAUGCAUUAAGGGGUUAAGACCACAGAAUAACAAUAAUAAUAAUUUUUAUUUAUACCCCGCCCUCCCCAGCCAAGCCCGGGCUCAGAGCGGCUUACAAGCAAUAAUAAAAACAGGUUGAAUGAUUGCAACUUAAAAACAAAAUUAAAAUACAACAUUAAAAUAUCGAAACAUUAAAAUAUUAAAAUGUAGCCUCCUCGCAGGAGGAGAAGGAAAAGAAAAAAGAAAGAGAGGGAGGGAAUCAAAUUGGCUCCAAGCCAAAGGCCAGGUGGAACAACUCUGUCUUACAGGCACUGCGGAAAGAAAUCAGAUCCUGCAGGGCCCUGGUCUCAUGAGGCAGAGCGUUCCACCAGACCGGAGCCAGAGUUGAAAAGGCCCUGGCUCUGGUUGAAGCUAAUCUAACUUCCUUAGGGCCCGGGACCACUAGGGUGUUGCUGUUUAUGGACCUUGAGGCUCUCCGUGGGGCAUAACGGGAGAGGCGGUCUCGUAGGUACGAGGGUCCUAGGCCGUGAAGGGCUUUAAAGGUCAAAACCUUAAAUCUGACCCUGUACUCUACUGGGAGCCAGUGCAGCUUGAAAAGCACUGGAUGAAUAUGCUCCCAUGGCAGAGACCCUGUGAGGAGCCUCACUGCAGCAUUCUGCACCCGCUGGAGUUUCUGGGACAGCUUCAAGGGCAGCCCCGCGUAGAGCGAAUUACAGUAGUCAAGCCUGGAGAUGACCGUCACAUGGAUCACUGUGGCCAUGAUAACAGAAUAAGCUGUUGUUGCUGGACUUGACCAGGUCACACCCUCUCACCUCCAGUGGGCAGUUAGGAAAGUUUUUUUCUUUGCCUUCUUUCUGUUGUUUGUUCACUUCUACUAUGUGAAGCCGAUCAGAGAGGAUGUCUGAGCUUGACUGCUCCCAGCUCAGAAAGUGUGUUCAGAAACAUUUGCCAUAUUUUGUAAACUUAGCCUUUUUACCUGCGUUUUUCCGGCUGCUGCAUGGAAAAGCACAUGAAUUUGACCUUUGAAGUUUGUAAGUAAACUAGUCUUUUAAACUUAUCAAAUAGUGCGGUCUCUGCUGUUCUAAAGGGAUAGAAAGGGCAAGCGCUGUAUACAAGUGACUUAAAAAUGGGAUAUUUAAAAGGUCUAACAGCGUAUAUUCCCGCUCUUCACUUUGCUGUGUGUUUUUGUGUUUUAAAACCUCUGCUGUGGCUCUCUCUUAUGUGGAGGGUAUUCUGCCCCACAUUUGGAUCUAGGGAUCUAUCUACAUACAGCAACAACUAUUAGUAUAUAAAGCCCUUAACCUCUUGGAACCAGUUUACCUGCAAGAUCACCUUACCCUGAUACUGGUAUGUGCCCACUUGACCACUUCGAUCUGUGGAAAUGGCACUGUUUGAUGUGCCAUACAAUACCUGUUCUGCAAUUGUAUUAACUUAAUCUUUUAGUGUGGCAUAGAAUGUUGACAUGUGUUUCAAUAUGGCCUUUUCCCUUAUCCUUGAUUUGAAUUGGUUUUGAGUAUUUGUUUUUAACGACACUUACCGAUCGUUGCAUUGUUUUCUUCUGGUUAAAGUGGACUGGUGUGCUUUAAAUGUGUGCUGUGAUGUUGUCUAGAGAAAUCAACGUUCCUUCACUAAACAAGGCAGCUCCUAAGUGUCUCCCAAGCUCAUUGAAUCAACAUGAAUGUUUCUAAUUUUCAAAUAGGUGCUGCCAGAUCCACGACAAAUGCUAUGGUGAGGCCAAGAAGCAUUCCGAAUGCAAAUUCCUCAUAGACAACCCUUACACCAAGACCUACGCCUACAGCUGUUCAGGCAGUGAUGUCACCUGCAGCGGUAAAUGCAGCCUCCACCCUGCUUUGGCUAUGUCAGAGGGCCUAGUUCAGCUUUCUCUCCACAAGCCUCCAAAUUAAAUCCCCACUGUCUUAAAUCAGGGAUGGACACAAGUUCCUGGCCAUCUCGAUAAUGCUGGACUCCCAGCAUCUCCCCCCCUUCCAGCCAGUGUGGCCAAUGGUCAGCAAGUGUUGAGUUGACAUCUGUAUGGUUACAGGGCUUUAUUUUUCAGCCGGAACUUCUGGCGUCUCCCAGGUGGGUGCCUUAGCCAUUAUAAGAGAACAAGGGAGGCGUUCAUGGUGAGUUCCGGUACCUCUUUUUCUAGAAAAAUAGCACUGGUUGCAGGUACUCCAUCCCAGAGUUAAACAGGUGGCUUUCAGAGAAGAUUGGACAAAUUCAGGGAGAAGGCUAUCAAUGGCUACUAGCCAAAGUGACGAUGUUCUGCCUCCAUGGUCAGAGGCAGCAAUGCUUCUGAAUGCUAGUUGCUGGAAGCCACAGGAGGGAAAGGGCUCUUGUGCUUGGAUCCUGCCACAAGCAUCUGAAUGGCCAUUGUGAGAACUGGAUGCUGGACUAUUUGGGCCUUUGGCCUGAUCCCCGCAGAGGACCUUAAGGUCCACAAAUGACAACAUUUUGGAGGUCCCGGGUCACAAGGUGGUUAGAUUGGUCUCAACUAGGGCCAGGGCCUUUUCCGUAUUGGCCCCGAUCUGGUGGACAUGCUCUGUCACAAGAGACUAGGGCCCUGCAGGACUUGACAUCUUUCUGCAGGGCCUGCAAGACAGAGCUGCUCCACCUGGCUUUUGGUUUGGACUCAGUCUGACCCUUAUGUUUCCCUCCCCUUAUGGUUUUGAUCUAUGGGCUACUUUAAAAAUGAGGCUGCAUUUUAAAUUGCAUUUUAACCUGUAUUUUAAAUUGGUUUUUUCCCCCUAUUAUGUUUUUACUGUAAUUUUACUGGUGUUAGCCGCCCUGAGCCCUGCUCUGGCCGGGGAGGGUGGGGUAUAAAUAAAAUUUAUUAUUAUUAUUAUUAUUAUUAUUAUUAUUAUUAUUAUUAUCCAGCAGGGCUAAUAAUAAUAAUAAGAAUAAUCUGACUGGAUUUCUCCAGCCGCUCUGGGCAGUUGCCAACAAAAUAUAGCAUCAAACAUUAAAAACUUCCUGGAACAGGGCUGCUUCCAGAUGUCUACAAAAAAUUCUAUCGUUGCUCAACUCUUGACAACUGCCAGGAGGGCAUUUCACACGGUGGGUGCAACUACUGAGAAGGCCCUCUGCUGGUUCCCUGUAACUUCACUUCUCGCAGUGAGGGAACCGCCAGAAGGCCCUCGGAGCUGGACCUCAGUCCGGGCUGAAUGAUGGGGGUGGAGACGCUCCUUCAGGUAUACUGGGCCAUUUAGGGCUUUAUAGGUCAGCACCAACACUUUGAAUUGUGCUUGGAAACAUACUGGGAGCCAAUGAAGGUCUUUCAGGACCGGUGUUAUGUGGUCUUGGCAGCCACUCCCAGUCACCAGUCUAGCUACCGCAUUCUGGAUUAAUUGUAGUUUCCGAGUCACCUUCAAAGGUUUAUGUUCUUAUUUUCAGUUGUGGAGCUUGUGAGAGAUCUCGGUCAAGGAGAGCAAAGCAGAUGCUAUAUAACAGAGCUACAAACCUUCCCGUAAAAAAAAAAAUUAGGAUUCUAGAAUUUAGGAUUCUUUAAAAGAAAGAAAGAAACUGAAUUAAAUAGGAAGCUGCCUAAUACUGAGUGAGACCAUUGGUCCAUGUAGUCCAGUGUUGUCUGCACUGACUGGCAGUGGCUCUCCGGGAUGUUAGACAGCAUUUUAGGCAGGGCGUCUCUUGCACCCCUACCUGGAGAUGCCAGGGAUUGAACCUGGGACCUUCUGCAUGCAAGGCAGGUGCCCUUCCACUUGGCUAAGGCCCUUCUCCCGAGAAGUUACCCAGUUCAUGCUUGGCCUUUUCCUGCUUCAGAUGACAAUGAUGAAUGUGCGGCGUUCGUCUGCGAGUGCGACCGUAGUGCGGCCAUCUGCUUUGCAGGGGCUCCAUACCAAGAGCAAUAUAAACAGCUGGACACGAGCAAAUACUGCAAGUGAUGUUUGUGCUACAAACCAUGCAAGGCCCUCGCUGCCGCUUCUCACGCAUGCUGAUCCUUUGGCGGACAACUGGAGAGAUUGAGACAAGGUCAAUAAAGCCGUUGUGCGUUUUCUACAGCAAAGGGAUUGCUUCCUGAGUCAUGAAUAAAAUAAAAGCAGGCAUCUAAAACUGUGUUUUAUUAUCCCCCGCCCCCUGCUGUAUUUGCAAAUAUUCAGCUUGACACAGAUGUCAUGGUUUCCACACGCUCUGCCUGGUAUCCUUGGAAAGUGGCCACUUUAUAUCCUGGCAAAUUGUGGACAGUCAGCAGUUCAUCAGAUGGGGAAGAAAUUUGAUUCAUUUCCCCAACAUGCAUAACGGUGAAACAAUAUGGGAGCCGAAAUACAGGUGUCCUUUGGAAACUUGCCCUUCUCCAAAUGUCGCAGUGCAGUUCACCAGCCCAGUAAUUUGCAAAAAUAAAAUACAGUGGUACCUCGGGUUAAGUACUUAAUUCGUUCCGGAGGUCCGUUCUAAACCUGAAACUGUUCUUAACCUGAAGCACCACUUUAGCUAAUGGGGCCUCCCGCUGCUGCCGUGCCGCCGGAGCACGAUUUCUGUUCUCAGCCUGAAGCAAAGUACUUAACCUGAAGCACUAUUUCUGGGUUAGUGGAGUCUGUAACCUGAAGCGUAUGUAACCCGAGGUACCACUGUAAUAAUGCAAGCAUAAAACUGAUAACCACAUGCAAUAAGGCAUUAUAGUCGUACCUUGGUUUUCGAACAGCUUAGUUCUGGAACAUUUUGGCUGCCCAACACCACAAAUCCAGAAGUGACUGUUCCGGUUUACGAACUAUUUUUGGAAGCCAAACGUCCAAUGGGGCUUCCACAGCUUCCGAUUGGCUGCAGGAGAUUCCUGCAGCCAAUCGGAAGCUGCGUCUUGGUUUCUGAACGUUUUGGAAGUCGAACAGACUUCCAGAAUGGAUUCCGUUCAACUUCCAAGGUACAGUUGUAUAUUGUGGGAAAUGGCUUUGCCAAAAAUGUAUACAGUGGUACCUCGGGUUACAUACGCUUCAGGUUACAUACGCUUCAGGUUACACACUCCACUAACCCAGAAAUAGUGCUUCAGGUUAAGAACUUUGCUUCAGAAUAAGAACAGAAAUCGGGCUCCGGCAGCACGGCGGCAGCAGGAGGCCCCAUUAGCUAAAGUGGUGCUUCAGGUUAAGAACAGUUUCAGGUUUAGUAUGGACCUCUGGAACGAAUUAAGUACUUAACCCGAGGUACCACUGUAUUGGGCAAAAAUAGCAAUAAAUCAGAAUAUUAAGAGAAAUUCCCUAUAAAAUGCUGGUGAAUUUUCAUGAGGACUUUAAAAGCAAUACUAGGUUGACAGAGCAUUCACCUUGCAUGUAGAAGGCCCUAGCUUCAAUCUCCAGACAGGACUAGGAGAGACACCUAUCUAAAACCCUGGAGAGUUGCUGCCAGUCAGUGUAAAGACUGCUGACCUAGAUGGACCCAAUGGUCUGGUUCAGUAGAAGGCAGUUGCCUUAUAAUAUUUGUGAACCCCAGGAAGCUGGUCGUUGUGAGAACAGGAUGCCGGACUAGAUGGGUCAAAGUGCAACAGUGCUCUCCCGGCUUGUUAUUCCAACAGCUGGCACUGCCUUUACGGCGGAGGUAGAACAUAACCAUCAAGGCUAGCAGCCAUUGAUAGCUGGUGCUGGGAAUGAUGAUUGGCUGCUUUUGAUCUGUGAUGCCACAAUUGCACAGCUGGAGGCAACAAUUGGGACACGUAAGGGAUUGGCUCAUCUGCCUCUGAUGUCACAAUUCCUCCUGAGGCUGGGAGCUAUAGGGCAUCAGAGCAGAAUGGGUUGGCUUGCAAAGCUGCUCUCUACCAGCCACCUCAGAGUCAAAACUGCACCUCCUUUCCUGGCUAGCUGGCCCCAAGCAUCAGCUACUUGGCUACUGCAGUUCUAUAAAAGCCUUUGGGAAUAAGUAACACCUGCCAAAUAGAGGUACCACUUUAGUUAGUCGUUUGCCUUUGCGGGAGUCACUGCAUCCGCUGUAAGGUUUUGUCUGUAAUCCUGCACACACUUCAUGGGGAGUUACUCCCAUUGAACACAGAGGGAGUUACGACUGAGUCUUUGCCUCUUAGGAAUAUAAGAAUAGCCUGCUGGAUUGGGCUAAUAACCCACCUAAUGUCCAACCAGUUGUUAGGAGGAGCCUCAGCCAAUGAGAGGCAUGGCCAACUAAUUCUGGUUUUUCCCCUCACCUCCCUCCCUGCUGGGUUCUCCAAGGAGCAACACCAGGGGUCAGCAAACUUUUCCAGCUGUGGGCUGGUCCACCGUCCCUCAGACCAUGUGGUGGGCCGGACAAUUUUUUGGGGGGGCGGGGGGAAUGAAUGAAUUUGUAUGCCCCACAAAUAACCCAGAGAUGCAUUUUAAAUAAAAGCACACAUUCUACUCUUGUAAAAACACCAGACAGGCCCCACAAAUAACCCAGAGAUGCAUUUUAAAUAAAAGGACACAUUCUACUCAUGUAAAAACACACUGAUUCCCAGACCGUCCGCAGGUAGGAUUUAGAAGGCGAUUGGGCUGCAUCUGGCCCCCAGGCCUUAGGUUGCCUACCCCUGAGCAACACUAACGCCACCUUCACACCAUGCAUCUAAAACACUGUGAUGACAUUUUAAACAGUCAUGGCUUCCCCCCAAAGAAUUCUGGGAGCUGUAGUUUGCUAAUGGUACUAAGAGUUGUUAGAAGUCCCCUAUUCCCUUCACAGAGCUACAGUUCUGUGGUUUAACAACCAAUCCCUCUUCACGGGCAACUAUGUGAGUUGUAGCUCUGGUAGGGGAAUAGGGGGGUCUCCUAAUAACUCUCAGCACCCUUAACAAACUACAGCUCCCACAAUAUAUUUUUUGGGGGGGGAGCAGUUUUGCCUAUUUAAAAUGGCAUCAUAAUGUUUUAAAUGCAUGGUCUAAAUGUGACCAGAGUUCUCUGCUAUUGCUAAGCAAACGUUUGCUAACAAGAAACUCCUCAACGUUUCUUACAUAAGUUCUGUUGCAUAUUUCAGCAGUAAAUAAUAGACAGUAAUACUAGCCUCAGUCCAAUAGUUAUAAAGCAUUUUGUAAUGACACCCAUUUUCCUGAACUCUGCUGACCGAAAUUUCCUACUUACCCUGCAACUCCACUGCAUGUUAUAUAGAAAGAGCUUAUUUCUUGCUAUACUUUCCAGCAUGGCAGAUUUGUAGUCGUAUAUUCCGCUCAAUAACUAGGGACUUAGAUAACAUCGUAAUAUAAUUUCCAGAGCAUUUUCCCCGUAUUUUUUGCUGCUGCUAACAUUUUUAAACUAACUCUUCCAUUUUCUGUUCCAGACUUUCUUAUCAAUCUGUACAUUCGCCGUUUCACAUUCGUUCUGAUUGAGGUUGCAAUCAAAAACCUGAAAUGGGAAAAACUGGACCCCAUGACAAAUACGUGAUUGCAUUUAAUGUGCCUAGACAGCUGUGAAAGGCCCUGUUCCAGUUUGCAACUGCUGCACACAGGGAGGGCCUUUUAAUUUUUCCACGUAGACCAUAGUCGUGAUCAAACCCCCCACCCCACCCCCGCAAAACCUCAAAGCAUAAGAAUCCAAGAAGAGACUGAUUACUGGAUCAGCCCAAUGGCCCAUUUUGCCCAGCAUGCCCCAAUGUGAAAUCCACAAGCAGAACCUACGCACGACAGCACUCUCCCCUCCAGUGGUUUCCAGGAACUGGCAUUCAGAAUCAUACUGCCUCAAUGGACAGAGCCAGUGCCCCCCUCCUCCCAGAAAAACCCCCAAGAAGCUCCACUCCACCUGCCCCUCCACUGCUGUUAUUUUCCUUUCAGAUACGGUUGUCGUGGAAUUCUACUCAGUAUUGAUCCAGAGCAGAUUCCAACGUCUAGUUAGCAGAGUAACAACUUAAACACGUUGCAGGAUUCCCCCAAAAUAGAUCAGAGGGAAUUGUAUUUCAUCCAGCAGAACUUUACUGCUACUGAAGGCGAAUGAGCAUAAUGGUCACAAAUCCAAUGCGUUCAGGACUGGCACUGUCCAUAAGAAAUCCAGUUGCGGCAGGCUUAAACUUACAAGAACUUAUAAUAAGUCUAAACCUUAACACUAAGCAUACAGAACACCACACCAGAAGGAAAAGAGAGAUAGUUAAGACCCAGGGUCCUUCUGGCCUAUUAUUAUAGUCAAACAAUCCACUGGGUCUUCUGCUUUUUUCAUUGAACUUUCUGAGACUUCCACUGAAAUCUACAAUUUGACACAAUGAAUAUUAUACCUUAUUUAUUCAAAAGUACAGCCGGUUACGUCUUGUGUGCUUAUUGAAUCUAUUAUUAUUAUAGUCGGCAUGAUCUUCACAGAAAGAGAUAACAAUCAGUUUAAACCAGCUGUACUCAGCUUCUCUGAAGGAAUAACCCAUGCUUCCUCAACCUCGGCCCUCCAGAUGUUUUUGGCCUACAACUCCCAUGAUCCCUAGCUAGCAGGACCAGUGGUCAGGGAUGAUUGGAACUGUAGUCUCAAAACAUCUGGAGGGCCGAGGUUGAGGAAGCCUGGAAUAACCCAAACAUCAUGAACCUUCUGCUUGCUUCUUUCACACAGAGAAGCUUCCAGAACCCUCUUGAAUUAAUUAGAAUAGGAAAGAUCUCUACACAUCAGACCCAUACUUUCUGUACUAAGAAAUGCAAACUGACAAUGGUAGCCUGUGGGACACAGCUCACCGCUUAGAAAUAUACUUUGCCCCUUCUGUGACCCCUGCACACCCCACGAAAUUCAUUUCUGGUGCUGCCACUGACUGUCUCCAACCAUAGAGGCAGAACAUAGCCAUGGGUUGCCUUCCUCUCCAUUAAUUUUUGUCUAAUCCUCCUUUAAAGCAAUCCAAGUUGGUGACCGUCUCCACAUCUCCAAGAAUGCACACAAAUAGGUAUAUAUGUAAACAGCCUUGAGACUGGGAAAUGAUAUAUAAUGAAUUGAAAAAGAUGUUUAAAAUAACGUUUGUAAAAAACAAACAAACCCAGAAGCUUUCCUUUUUGGAGAUUAUAGGAACAGAACUACCCAAACUGUAUAGAAUGUUAUUUGCCCAAAAAUGGAAAGAAGAAGAAGAAGUCCCAGAGAAAGAAGAAUGGAUACAAAAAUGUAAUGGAUUUAGGGGUUGCUCGUGCGUAAGUUGCCGCCACUCCUGGCGAGGUUGCCCGGUUAAACCCUUUCUGACUGAACAGCCUCCAGCAUCGUGGCUGUCUCAGUCGCUGGCAGAAUCCGUCAGUGGGCGUUUCUUAAACUUCUUCCAGCACAAAAGUUCCUUGACGCCUAGUCUCCGCCUAGACUCCCUGCGCGGAAGCCUUCUGCGCAGGGAGGGUGUGGGCAGCGGAGGACCUGUACUCUCUCCGCUGGUCUCAGGCGAGGAGUCUUGGAGCCUCCUCUCCGAUUCCCCCAUCUGCCCCCCUUCUCUACUGGUGUUACGCUGAUUUCCUUCCCCAGCGGACGGGCUGCCUCUCUCCCUACUGGGACCCUCUCCGCCAUCCCUCUGGAGCAUUCCCUCUGCCUCUAGCUCCGAUAGCAGUUCCCUGACAAAAAACUUAUGGAAUAUGCGGAAAAUGGCAAAACUUAGCUGAAAAAUAAGAAAUCAAGAUAACAAACUUUUUAUAAAAGAAUGGAAAUGGUUUGUUGAAUAUUUGCAAAUGAAAUGUAAACAGAUCAGAAUGUUGGAUUAUUGUAAUAAUCUACAGUUACAUAAGAGUAUAUAUUUAACGUACAUGAGUAAAUGAAUAAAUUAAAUUAAUUUGGAAUAUGCAGAAAAUAUAAAAAACAAAAUGAAGGAACCACAGAAAGGGGGGAAGGAACUUGAGUUUUGAAAUGUUAAAAUGAUUGUAAAAUUAUGGAAAUGUAUAAAACUGAAAAUCAUAAAAAAGAGACUGUGGAAGGCGAUUACUAAAAUAAUAAAUUACUAAAUUACUAAAAUAAUUAAAAUCAAGAACUUCUUUACCUUCUUCUCCAGGGAUAAGAUGGAGACCUUGGGUGAAUUUGACAACGAAUCCCCGCUCUACGUCUCUUUCUGCAAGCGGAUUUCCCCAGAGGACUUUGAGAAGCAAUCUCUGACGUACACCCAGAAAUCUCUGCAGGACCUUUAUGCCAAAAUGGAGCAGAACCCAGGAAUCUGCGAGUCGAUUGUGCGCAAGAGGAAGCAGCUGGAGAGUGAGGAGGCGGGUAUGGCGUCCUACUUGAAGGUAAAGCUGGGGGCACCUCAAGAUGUCUGGAAAAGAGGGUGAAGAGAGAAAAGAGAAAAAAAGAGGCAAGCCUCAAAAUGGAAGUUUUCUGCAUUUUGAGGCUUGCCUCUUUUGUGCCCCGUUUGUAUUUAGAGCUUCUCUUUCUCUCUUCAUAGUAAACUGGCUGCUUCCAGACAUGAAUGAUUCAGCACAGUGGAGGCUAAACCCCAGUUCAGGAUCCUGAGAUGCCUCACCCAUGCAUGCCCAACACACUGUGCCAGUCGAGCUUUUAACAGCAGCAUUUUGCAUCAAAUGAAGUCUCUCUCAGAGUGCCACCCCAUCCCAAUAAUCCACUUGAGGGAGGUUGCUAAUAUAUACAACAAAAUUUGAGUGUAUUCCGUUCUUAGCCCUGCAUCUAAUCCCCACAUAAACCCACCAGGCUGGGCAACCCCACCUGACAGCAGGUGAUUGACGGGGGGGGGUUGUCCCACCCACCUGUCCUGCUUGGCCUAUGGAGGCGACAGUAUCCCAGUACAUUUCCGAGCACAAUUCAAAGUGUUAGUGCUGACCUUUAAAGCCCUAAACGGCCUCAGUCCUGUAUACCUGAAGGAGCGUCUCCACCCCCAUCGUUCAGCCCAGUCACUGAGAUCCAGCACCGAGGGCCUUCUGGUGGUUUCCUCAUUGCGAGAAGUGAGGUUACAGGGAACCAGGCAGAUGGCCUUCUUGGUAGUGGCGCCCACCCUGUGGAACGCCCUCCCAUCAGAUGUCAAGGAAAUAAGCAGCUAUCCUAUCUUUAAAAGACAUCUGAAGGCAGCCCUGUUUAUGGAAGUUUUUAAUAUUUACUGCUGUAUUGUUUUUAACACUCGAUUGGGAGCCGCCCAGAGUGGCUGGGGAAACUCAGCCAGAUGGGCGGGGUAUAAAUAAUAAAUUAUUAUUAUUAUUAUUAUUAUUAUUAUUAUUAUUAUUAUUAUAGUGGUGACAGGUCAGGAUAAGUUUCUCCAGCCCUGCCAUGGUGCCCAGCCUCUCUUCUCCCAACCAACCCUUCUCUUCCAGGCCAAGAUCUCUUCACUAUUCAAACACAGCAACUCAAUGGAAAUGGAGGAAAUUCAAGAAGAGGUGGAACAGCUGAAACGGGAGAUGCAGAAGGCCAGCAACUAUGCUUUUGGUUGGUCCUGCCUUUCUCUAGGUAGAAGGGCUGGGAAGGGGCUACUUCUGGACUUUGCUCCAGCCAGGAGAGGCAUUGGACAUGCCAUGCCUCUGAAGAUAUGGUUCCUUCCUUCCCGAGGAAUCCUGGGUUCUGGAGCUUAUCCAUCGCAGGACAACAACUCCCGGCACCUGUAAUAAACUACUUUUUUUUACUCCUUUUCAGCGGCCAAGAGGGCAUCACAGUUAGAGAGACGGGGAAGGAAGACCAUGCCAGGCCAAGCCAGGCUUCCAGAGCAGGUUGUUGCAGCUAUGCCCAAAGUCUUUGGUCCUUACCCAAAACAGGUUUGUGCCAAGAUGCUUUGCCCCCCCCCCCGCCAUCCAUAGGAAGACAACAAAUCUGUCCAUUUUGGUGGACUGGGCAAUAACGAGCCUUCCCUCUCCACCCCCAAACAGGCAGAGAGAUCGACGGGUUAUCUGAACACGGACUUGAAGCAGCCCCAGGUUGGCAUAUCACCCGUCAAUCAAAAGAGGUGGGAGCUGAUUGAAGGGCAAGGUGGGCAGGGAGGGGGGUCUCAAAGUGGCAAGGUCAUCCCACAAUGCAUGGGUGGGAUACAGAAGAAGGUAGUCGAGCCGUGUUUCCUAAAAUUGGGUCUCCAGCUGUUUUUGAACUACAAUUCCCAUCAUCCCUGACGGCUGGUCCUGCUAGCUACGGAUGAUGGGAGUUGUAGUCCAAAAAGACCCAAAUGUGGGAAACAUUGUAGUAAAGUGGGUUUUUGGGUUUUGCUUUUUUACAGAAACUUUGACAGGCCUCAUGUGGUAAAACAAUACCAUGAAGCAUUUGUGGAGGCAGAGCAUGGCCAUUGUGGCUAGCAGCCUCCUCCAGCCCUCUUUGAAAAUCAUCCAGGUUGGUGGCCAUCACCAACUUUUUUUCAAUGUUGUGAACCGCCCUGUGAUCUUCAGACGAAGAUCUACAACUCAGCAACAAGUGCAAAUGAGACUGGUCUUCAACCGGCGCUUGGAGGCAGUGGUGGGCUGGAUGCAGCCAGCGGUGGCUGAUGUCAAUGGGGACUGGUAGGGCAGAAAGCAGGGAGCCCAACAGUAGGUGGUGCCAGAGGCGAUGAAAGGCAGAGCCAACUAGUUUGAGUUUUGUCCCCAUCCUCUUCCCUGCUUCGUUAUAUGAGGGCAACACUGAGGCUGAGGAGGAGGAGGAAGCUGAAUGGACACUCCCAACCCCUCUCCUGGUAGUUAAGUAGGAAGGCAGACAGGUGGGGGUUGGAAGAGAGCAGCUUGAGGUAGGUGGGGCAGCACCCUAUUCACCCUACAAGUGGACAAUGGAAGUAUGAGAGGUAGUAAAUGUGACAAAAUUAAGUACAGUGCUACCUCGGGUUAAGUACUUAAUUCGUUCCGGAGGUCCGUUCUUAACCUGAAACUGUUCUUAACCUGAAGCACCACUUUAGCUAAUGGGGCCUCCUGCUGCCGUCGUGCCGCUUGAGCACGAUUUCUGUUCUCAUCCUGAAGCAAAGUUCUUAACCCGAGGUAAUAUUUCUUGUUUAGCGGAGUCUGUAACCUGAAGCGUCUGAAACCUGAAGCGUAUGUAACCCGAGGUACCACUGUAAUCUUAAUCCAGUCAAGGGAGUAAUGCAGGACUUUAUUGAUUGAAAAAAAUGGAAUUUAUUUAUUAUGUUCUAGCUGCUAUGGGCCCAUGUUCCUUGGGAAUUCGAAGAAACAAACAAAAAAUCUGUGCAGUUUUGAUAUCGGUGGUUAAAAUCAGUGUAGUGUUGAAAGGUUCAGUCCACCAUCUUGAUUCAAAACAGUGUCCACUUGGAUUCAAACAAGGAUGAAAACCUGCUCCUUGCAAAAUUUGAUUAUGAUAACUUAAUAUAUCCAGAUGCAUAGCAAGCAAACAACUUCCCCGGUGUAGCAAAAUGCAAGAAGAUAUCCAGCUGUUUACACUGGGAGAUCAAAUGUUUUUAUUCGGACAGGCCUUUUGCCCCUAAAAGGGCUUGAUCUGGCUGUUGUUAAGUACGAUGAAGUUUGUUCAGCCCCUACUAUUUUACCUGCGUAUGGCUCUGCGUACACCAUGCACAACACCCACAAGAACUGUGGGAACCACAGCUGUCAACUUUCCCCUUUUCUUGCGAGGAAUCCUAUUCGGAAUAAGGGAAUUUCCCUUAAAAAAAGGGAAACGUUGACAGCUAUGGUGGGAACUGUAGUUUGUUUAGGAAACAUUGGGUUAUUGUUCUAUAAUGGGGAAAAUACUUUGGGGGUAAUUAAUAUGUUUUAAAUGUGCUUGUGUGGAUGAUGGUCAGCCACCUUGAGCACCAUUUGGUGGGAAAAGUGAGACAUAACACAAUACCGAACCAUUUCCUUUCUUCGUUUCUAGCAGUACAGUCGACCUGCAUCCCGUUAUGCUGAGCCCCGGUGGCUGCCGUUCCUCAUUCCUGGUUAGCAACACCUUCAGCAGGGCGAAACCCUCCACUUUUCCGAGGUAGAGUUUCUCUUUCGAGGUUGUCCACACAUUCAUGCUCCUCACUCCGCCUGUGCAAGGAGGUGUUUUGUUUUGACAGUGGGCACAAAGAGCUGGCCUGUGUGGCAUCUCUGAGGCGCUUCUGCUAGAAAAAUCCCAUGGCCUUGAACCAGGCCCUAAAUCAGGGGUCGGCAAACUAAGGCCUGGGGGCCGGAUGUGGCCCACUGGGUUCAUUAAUCCAGCCCACGAACCUUGCGGAUCCUGCCGCCCACUCGGUCAGUCCCCAUGCUAAACCAGCAUGGCUUUGGAUUGGCUGCCAGAAGCUCCUGCAGCCAAUCCAAAGCUGCGGAUGCCAAUCCGAAGCCGAGCAGGAGGAAGCAGCAGCAGCGAGGAAGCUGCCUCCGCCGCCCAGGCCAGCAGCAUGGGCUCUGCACCCCGUAGACCUCUGGCCGAGGCAGAGGAUGACGCUGCCAAAGACGAGGCGGUGGCAGGGGUCCUUUCGGGGGGCAGGGUGUGCUUUCGGGAAACCAAUAUGAAACCACAACAAAAGCUAAAACACAUUGAUAUCCCUAAAAAGCAGUCUUUAACAAAUCCACUUUAAAACAGUUGUUUAAUUAAUACCACUUGAAACGGUCAUGGCUCCAACCCACAGAAGAAUCGUGGGAACUGUAGUUUGCAAAGGGUGCUGAUAGUUGUUGCUAUUAUUUAUUAAAUUUGUAUACAGUGAUACCUUGGUUCUCGAAUGGCUUAGUUGUUGAACAAAUCGGUUCCCACAUGCCACGAACACAGAAGUAAGUGUUCCAGUUUGCGAACGUUUUUUGUUUUUUUUUUGUUUUUUUAAAUGAUGUUUAUUGAAAUUUCAAAAAAUACAAAACUUACACAAAAACAAAAAGUAAAAAAUACAAAAGCUUACACACAAAAAAUACAAAAAUAAAAUAAAAAUAUGAGAAAAUAGAAAAUACAGAAGAAAAAUAAAAGAAAACAAAACAAAUUCAUUAUUUUCAGAUCCUUAACUGUCAUUACCUUCUUUCUUAGACCUCCUCCUCCUCCCUUCCUUUGUAUUCUAGUUAUUAAUUAUCCCAGCAAAUCCUUUCCUUUCCAUAUUUCAAAAAAAUAAAACAUAAAAGGAAUUCUCAACUAAUUUAAUCCUAUCUUUCUAUAAUAAAAUAAACCUUAAAAUUUAAAAUUUAAAUCUUAAUUUUACCAACUUCUUGUGUUCAUAAUGUUCUUUCAUAAUUCUUUAUGCAUCUUUACUAAAGCCAGGUAAUUUCUUCCAACAUUUUUCUAUCAUUCAUUUUUCUAUCAUUCUAUCAUUCAUCAACUUUAUAAAACAUUCUAUUAAUUAAAAAAAAGAGGAAAAAGCAUAUAAACAAGUCCAAUCUUUAUCCAACGUCCCUUCCUCCUGGUUCCGGGAUUUGUCAGUCCUUAUUCCUCAAUCUAACCCGGUGACCUUAUGUCCGAGGCCCUCAGGUCACUUCCAUGGCCCUUCCGCGGCUUUUCUUCAUAUUUGUGGCUGUAGUCACUUGCUCGUGAUAACUCCAACUUAGUAGUGUUUUUAGCCCUUCUCAUCAGAUCAGACCCUUUUCCAUAUUCAUCGCUGCAUUCCAUGUAGUAUUUAAGAGCAUUCUUCAAGGGCCCUCCGAAAUUGUGGGCCCCCACAAUUCCAAACAUAUCGCAGCCUGUUACUGUAUUUAAAAAGUCCAGAUAUCCCGACAUAGGGGGGUCAAUCCAGCCCCCCAUUUCCAAACCACACCGAACUUUCCCUUCCCAGAUCUGGUUUUUUCAAUGUUACUUUGUCAAAUCCGAAGGAUCAAACUCCUGUUGGGACUGUUCUGUCAAGACACACUCCUGAUUUAAUGCCACAAACCCCUGUUUUGUCAAAACACACUCCUGGUUUGAGUCCUGGAUAGACUCCACAUAUAUUCCCACAGUCUGGUCAAAACCUUCCACUGCCAGUCUAAGAUUUCCAGUCGAAUUGGCCAUCCGGUUCACCUUAUCAUGUAAUUCUUCCAGUAGAGUAUUUGUUUUAUAAAGCAGGGACACCACAACUUCUGAAAACAUUGUCACGCUUUCCCACGGUUAUUUUGUAGCAGCUGUCAAGUCCUUGAAAUUAGUUACAGUUUCAAAGGCUCCCCCUAGGGGGAAGACUUAUAUUUGUUUUUGCUACAUUUCCAAAAUACUUGAAAUACUUUGUCCAUAUAUAUUCCUUUAAAAUGCGAAAGGGAACAGUAAAGUCACAAAGAUUCUCUUCUUUUAGCUAUCUGUCACACACAAUUACCUUGAUAGAUUCACGUCAGUCCUGACUUCCCCGCUCCAGGAUCAGGACGAAAAUAACUUCCUUUUACUACUUCAAAUAGUCCAAAAAAAAAUAUUCCCAAUUUAGAAUGUUGGAAUCCACUCUUUUAAAAGAGAUUUUCAAAGCUCUAGUGUAAAUUGCCUUUGCUUUGUUCUAUUUACAAAAGAACGGAAGGGUGACUUCCUGUUUAGCCCUUCCCGCUCCGUACCGAAUUCAAUAGAUUUUUUUCUUUUUUUUUAUAGUCCAAUUCUGUCCUUUUCACAAAUCUUCAUUUACUGUCCCAUUUGUUCAAAUUCUAAGUACUCACGGGUAUUUGUUUUAAAGUCCGAAUUGUCCAGGAAAAAAGGCAGCGCUCUCCGGCAACAGCUACGCGGCUUCACUCCACAAAAGAAGCAGACGACUCACAGCACAGCGCCACUUCCCCGCUCUGUUCCGGAGCCCGUUGCCGGGUUCCUUUGCAGAUUGGGGGGGCGCAAACAGUGCCCGCCGAGUCCCAGGGUCACAGGCUUCACCCGCCUGUGAUUUAAGGGGUCCCCGCUGCGCCGAAGUGGUGUCAGACCCAAUUUCUGUGGAGCAGAUUCCCUCCGAAUUAGAGGGAAUCCGCCAUUGCCGUUGGCGCCACCUCCGGAAGUCCAGUUUGCGAACGUUUUUUGGAAGCCAAACAUCUGAUGCGGCUUCCACUUGAGUGCAGGAAGCUCCUGCAACCAAUCAGAAGCAGUGUCUUGGUUUUGGAACAGUUUCGGGAUUCGAACAGACUCCUGGAACGGAUUAGGUUCGAGAACCAAGGUACCACUGUCCUGCCCUAUACACACAGGUCUCAGGGUGGUUACAACAUAAAAUCACAAUAUAAAAACACAAAAUACCAUAUCAAAACACAAAACUGGGGAUUAGAAGAAUUCCAACGCCCCAUCACAAUGCUACAAUUUCCAGAGUAGUCCAACUAGCAAUCCCUCUGCCCAGGGAACUCUGGGAAUAGUAGCUCCGUGAGGGGGAUAAGUGUCAGGAGUUCGGCCUACACUUGAGUAGGACCCUGGUAGAGACACAUGCCCGACUGGCAUGUUCUCUCCCUCCUGGUCUUUCGUUUGGGAGCUUCAAAAGCUUUCUUCACCCCGAACAUCACAGCGACCAAUGCCAACCCACACCAGCACACUUAGGGAUCCACAGAGUCGUUGCAGGUCAUGCAUGACAGACCUCAGCAACUCAGCAUUUUGGCUAAUCUACUUUAUUUACGUAUAAACACACGUAUAAACAGCAAAGAGGAAAAAAACAAAGGACAAUAGUCCCACUUCACACAACACAGUAACACAAACAUCCUGUCUCCGUCACUUCCCACUGUGGAGUCAAAACAUGCACCGUCAUGUGACAGACAACAAUCCCAUGACUGCAAUCAUGGAGCAGGAAUUCUAAUGAGGCUCAGCAACCUGAACGGACGGCAGCUCCCAUGAUUCCUUGGGGGGAGCCAUGACUGUGUGGUUUGAGUGGGGUCUACGAUGGCAGCGCAGACGCGCCGCCGUCAUGAGAUAUUAGGGAUUCCUCACGGGGGAGGUUUCUCUUUCUCUUCCAGGACUGCUGACAACGGUCCGACUGAUUCUAUCCAAAGCGCCAGCCCAGCCAGCACAUCCUCAGUUCUGAACGCGCCUUUGCUGGCCCAGCCGAGAGUCAGAAAAGAAGACACACAGGAUAAUGAAAACCCGGGCCCCAGUUCCCACCCUACGGGGGCCUAGAUGUCUCUUGGUGUAGCAGAAGAUGCUAAGCAAAUGAAAGUUCAGUGCAUGAUCCUUACCCGUGUGGUGGUUCUGAUGUCCUAACACCUCCGGAGGAGGGAGGGAGAGACAAAAUGGCUAACCAAGCUCGCAUCCCAUUUAAAACACUGUUACACUACUUUGACAGCCAUUGAAGAUGUUGGGAAACAUAACUUGUUAAGGGUGCGGGGAACUGUAGCGCUGUGUGGGGUGGAUGGGCAGAUCUGUCCAUUUUGGCUCCUUUCUCACCUUCCCAGUCUUCGGUUGUCUCCAGCUUUCGGCAUUCAGACCACAAUACCGAAUGAACCACAUAAACUGGAUCAGGUUUUUUUUAAGCCGAAACUCACCAGAACUCAGUUCCGGCACUUUUCAGGUGGGAUCUAUAGCCGUUAUAAGAGAACAAGGGAGGUGUUCAUGGUGAGUUCCAGCACCUCUUUUUCUAUAAAAAUAACAGAAGGUGUUUGUCUCCUUUUUUGUAAAUAAUUUUUUAUUAAUUUAUCACAGUUAUAUUUUCACAAAUAAAAACAGUAAUUAACUCACAUUUCUACCAAAUCUAAAUUUAUACAAAUGCCUUUUCACAAACCUUCUCUUUGAGAUUCUUUAAAUCUCUGGACUUCCAUCCGUACCCUCUUCUGGUUCCUUAUUUUAACCAAGUUCUUCUACAUUUCCAUACUUACACUUUUCCAAUUAUUUUUUCCCUUAAUUUUAUCUAUUUUUCUGCUAGUUGCAAGCGUUUACUUAAAAUCCUGCUAAUGUUUCAACUUGUUUACAGUAUUUUUGCACAUAGACAAUAAACGAUUUGUAUUUGUACAAACAGAAAGUGUUUCUCAAACACUAUCCACCCCAACUCCUAAUACGGCAAACUCUUUUUUUAAUUUGGGAGUUUUUAAAAAGUAGUUUCUCACUGCUUUUGCAAUAAGGGUGAAACUUAAGCAGUCCUGCUUAGACCCGUGAAAAUACACAGUUCUUUUCAACCUGGCCUUGUAUAAUGGUACAGUUGGAUCUGAAUACAGUGGUACCACGGGUUAAGAACUUAAUUUGUUCUGGAGGUCUGUUCUUAACCUGAAACUGUUCCUAACCUGAAGCACCACUUUAGCUAAUGGGGCCUCCUGCUGCUGCCGCGCCACCGGAGCACGAUUUCUGUUCUCAUCCUGAAGCAAAGUUCUUAACCCGAGGUAAUAUUUCUGGGUUAGCGGAGUCUGUAACCUGAAGCGUAUGUAACCUGAGGUACCACUGUAAUGUGUGUGUUGUCUACAUGAAAUCUGUUAAAUGAAACUGAAUACAGCCUCCUGAUUCUAUCAGAUUUCAGUUUAAAAACAAAAGCAGUACACAAGUUUCUAGUCCUUAUAGAUCUGAAGGAGAAAAUAAACUAAAAAAAAAAAAAGUUUCUCAAGGGAGUGUAUCAUUUAUCUGGGUUUGAUAGAAACUUGUAACACACCAAAUCCCUCUCCUCAAGAUUCCUUGUCUAUUAUUAUUAUUUUGAGAAAACAACAACUACAGAAUUGAUUUGUUUACAGCGGAACAUACACUACAGCUGGAGUGGGGAACCUGCGGCCCAUCUGACCAUUGCCAUACCUUCCAACAUUUCUCUGAUGAAAAUAGGGAAGUCCCAUUCCGUAAUGAUAAUUUUACUAUUUAUACCCCACACAUUUUACUGGGUUCUCCCAGCCACUCUGGACAGCUUCUAACAUAUAUUAAAACAUUAAACUUUUUUUAAAAAAAACUUCCCUAUACAGGAUUGCCUUCAGAUGGCUCGAGGGUCGGAUAACUCCAUAUCCACCACCAUUUCCGCAAUGAAAAUAGGGACAUCCUAAGGAAAAGUGGGACAUUCCGGGAUCAAAUCAGAAACCGGACCGGGUUCUCUAAAUCAGGGAAGUCCCUGGAAAAUAGGGACACUUUGAGGGUCUGCAUUCAGUGGCAGAGCAUAUGCCCGCGUUGCCGAGGGCGGGCGCACUCCCGAGGGGCGCGGAGGGUGCCCUCCCACGUGCCACAGUUCAGCGUAGGUGUCAGCUGUGCAUGCAGGAGCCAGGCCCUGUGACCAAUAGGACUUUGCAGGUGUUGUAAAUAAAAAUAUGCCCUUUUGCCUUAUGGGGUAUCCAAGAGCCCAUAUAGAGUCCUUACAUAGGUUCCCUAUUGGUAGGAGAGAAUAACAGAGGCCAACCAGAGAAUAUUGAGAAGCAAAGCAGCUAGUAAGCUUGAUCUUUAUUGAUCUGUUGCAACAGGGUCCUCCCCUCACUCGCAGGAAAGGCGGAGGACCCCCAAAAAUGCUGUGCAAGGGCUUAUAAAGACUUUUGAAAUUCCCAUCCUCUAGAUCAAGACCACCCCCAGAAAAAUGGACUGGGGCCUUCCUAAGUUUGUUCUGAAGAGGCAAGGCGUGGCCUCACAGGUGAGGCCGAUUGGUAACUCACAGCAUCUGGUGGCAAGAGCCAGGAAGGGAUAUAAGGUCAGCGUUUCCCUUCAGCUCUCUGCCACAGCAACACGCUUCUUGCCUUGCUGUGUUUGGCUUCUUGCUUCCUGAUCCUUGAACCUCAGCUUCUUGACUCCCUGCUUCUUGAUCCUCAGACCCUUGACUUUGUGGCUCCUUGAUCCUCGGGCCCUUGACUUUGUGACUCCUUGCUUCUUGAUCCUCGGACCCAGAGAAAACACUUGGUCAGUUGGGGACAGUUUGGGAAUCAAAAUAGUUUCAGGUCAGCCUUCCUGUGCUGAUCUAUGUACGUGCUUGGUUGGUACACUUAUGAACACUACCAUAUAUCUAAGACCUCAAGAUUCCUAUCACAGCAGCCAGUCUGGGCCAGUGCACUGUGAUAUGAGCACACAUACACACAUGCCUGGUGCGGGGUGCUGGGGUGCCAACUUGAAUAAAAUAUUGUGGGGGCCCAGGUAAUCCCCGCCCUGUGUAAUCGAUCACAUGAUGCAGUGCACACACACCAUUUGAAUGGGAAUGCCCAUCAACUUUGUGGGGGCCUGGUCCCCUCAAAUAUUUUAUUGUGGGGGCCAAAGCUCCCACAGGAGUUGAUCCCUAUCCAGCAGGGCUGGAUUUAGGUCUGAUGAGGCCCUAAGCUACUGAAGGCAAUGGGACUCUUUAUAUGUCCAGCUGUCCUUUGUCAACAACAAAUUGUCGCUGUUUUUGUGUUAAAUAUAUGCUAUAUGGUAAUUUAUGGAUCUAUUAUGUAUCAAAAGCCAUUUGCACAUAACAGUUCAUGCAGAAUUUAGGCCCCCUAUAUAUAGAAAUGAGCAAACCAGUGAUAUUUCAGGGAGCAGGCUAGCAGGUGGGACCCAUUACUUACAUCAUAGGAGCCUGCACAACACAAAACACUGCUGCUGCAUGUAGCUUUUAUUUUAUUUGUUUUUUAUCUUAUAUUUUGGAAAUGUACAUCCAUGUUUUUUGCCCUUUAAAUUUCUGGGGGGCCCUCAAGAGAGUGGGGCCCUAAGCUACAGCUUGUUUAGCUUAUAAACAAAUCCGGCAGCGGGGUGGUAAGAUUGUUAUAUAAGGCAGAGAAACUUCAAUCUAUAACAGCAAUGCUUAUUAUUAAAUAAUUAUACAACAGGAAAAAUAUAAACGUGAAAUAAAAAAUUAUUAUUUUGCAAGAAGCGGGGGCAGGAGAGGAAAAGCGGGGAUGGAGAAAAAACAGCAGAAGCAGCUGCUCCCUCCUUUCCUGAAAGCAUCCGCGAGGCGCCACUAGGGGGCGGAAGAGAGAGGGGGGAAAAAAACAACCUGUACCGACGCUCUAGUCCUUUCGCCGGCGGCCGGCUUGCUUUGCCCUCGCUUCCGGUUUGGUGCUUCCGGUUGGGCUCAGGCUUUGUGGAAGAAGGAGGAUCAAUCGGUGAGAGCCGGAUGGGGGGAGGGGGGGCGCGUGACCGUCGGUAAACGGCUUCCCUCUUUCUUCCCUUCUGUUCUCUGAGGGUGGGGAUACCUGUGCUAAUACCCCCCUCCCUCUCCAAAUCGGAGCCGGAGGCGGGGAGGGCGAGGAGAAUUCGGGGUGGGGGUGGCUUUUAGCUCCGGGAGGUAUUCUUUCUCUCAGCCUCUUGGUACUUGUGGCGGCUGUUGCAGGUGAGAGCCCCUCUGAGCAUGUGCAGACAUCUUCCCAAGGGCCUCUAAGCAUUAUUCUCUUAUAGUGAACAAGAAUAGGGAGGGAAGAGGGUCAUUUCAGUAGUACCUUGGGUUACAGACGCUUCAGGUUAAAGACGCUUCAGGUUACAGACUCCGCUAACCCAGAAAUAGCACCUCAGGUUAAGAACUUUGCUUCAGGAUGAGAACAGAAAUCGUGCAGCGGCAGCAGCGGGAGGCCCCAUUAGUUAAAGUGGUGUCUCAGGUUAAGAACAGUUUCAGGUUUAGAACGGACCUCCAGAACGAAUUAAGUUCUUAACCCGAGGUACCACUGUAUUAUUGUUGUCAAUUGCCGUUAUUUAAUGUAUAUAAGGGACGCGGGUGGCGCUGUGGGUUAAACCACAGAGCCUAGGACUUGCCGAUCAGAAGGUCGGCGGUUCGAAUCCCCGCGAUGGGGUGAGCUCCCAUUGCUCGGUCCCUGCUCCUGCCAACCUAGCAGUUCGAAAGCACGUCAAAGGGCAAGUAGAUAAAUAGGUAUCGCUCCAGCGGGAAGGUAAACGGCGUUUCCGUGCGCUGCUCUGGUUCGCCAGAAGCGGCUUAGUCAUGCUGGCCACAUGACCCGGAAGCUGUACACCGACUCCCUCGGCCAGUCAAGCGAGAUGAGCGCCGCAACCCCAGAGUUGGUCACGACUGGACCUAAUGUUCAGGGGUCCCUUUACCUUUACCUAUCCCGCUUUUCUCCCUAGCUGUGGGGGUUCAAGUCGGCUAACUUUUUUUUUUUAAAACUUAUUAUGAAAUAGAAACUAAUUGUGUUUUAAAAGUUGCCAUUGUGGUUGAAAGGUAAUGAGGCCUAGGACCGCUCUUGACCUCCGGGUUUUGUUUUAUUGAUCAAAUUUCUUUAUCGUCCUCCCUUCCUCCUAAAGGAGCCCAAAGAGUUAAGCGCAACAUAGGGUGCUUAUUGUAUACAAAAAAAAAAGAGCUUUGAAUUUCGUACAUGUAGCGACUGGGAUAAAAAGCCCCACUUUAGAUGGCUUGUUGGAUGAGGAAAGUCUUCAGUAGGUGCCAAAAAGAAAACAAGGGAGGCAUCAGGGGUGGGAAUUCGAAAGGGUAGGGACCACCAUGCUGAAGACCCGGUUCCUAUAUUAUAUGGUGUUGAUCUCCUGUUACGAUGUUCUAUGCAGAAUGACCUUUCCUGCAGUCACCUCUCUUUCAGCAUAUUUUUUAUGUCCAGCGGUAAAUCUGAAUGGUUCUGGGUGAUUUAAAAUAAUAAAGGAAUCGUCCUUCGGUAGUCACAGGCACACUUUCCACAUUGCCUUGGAGAAUGAUUGGUAUGAAAGUAGAUUUUACUUGAGUCUGUGUGAGAUUAACUGAUCCCCCUGCCCCCUUUUCAUGGGUUUUCAGAUUCUCAUGUUUUAAGAAAAUGUCGUCAGACUCCAGUAAGAAACGGAAGCCGAAGGUCAUCCGGACAGAUGGAGGCCCAUCGGAAGGCAAGAGGGGCCGGCCAGACACUGAUCAGGUAGUUUCAUUGUAACAGAGGUACUUGUGGGCUUCUUAGAUGCUGUUUGGAAAAGCAGGGCGGUUUGGAGGUAUGUCUGUAAAAGAUGCUCUAGACUAGCCCUUGGGGUUACUGUAUUUUAACUGCCAGGUUUUGACUAGUAACUGAUUAUGUCCUGGUGAACUCAAAGUGUGGCCAUUUACUGUAAAGUGUGUCAGGAAUAAAAGGGGGAGGGAGUCUCAGAGCAAGCCUGCCUAAUUUGUGACCCACAGAGCCUUAACACAGCCCACCAACCACGCAUAGGAAUCUGGCCGGGGUUCAGUCAAGCCCCCUGGUUUUGCUGCCUGCCAAAAUGGGCAGAUGUUUCCAGACGUAGAGAAUUAUAUCUUCACCAAAUUCCAUUCUCGGAGUGUAGCAGGCUUGUGUGCUGCAGGUUUUUUGGGCAUAAUUUAACAUUUUUUACUGCUUCAAAAUUAAUAUAACUCCCAAGUACCAUCUGAAGGAGCCUUUUAGCGACUGGGAUGCUGUGAUGCCUCUACUGUAGCGCUACCUCUCCUGUCUUUGAAAACAGAUUCUCAGAAAUGCUUAGCCAGUGUUCUCACCUGGAGCUUUCCCUCUUAAGCUGUGGAAGGCUGUACUCGAACUUAAACUUACGGUACUUUCUCCUUGAGCUUUAAUGCGGCAUGGUCUCAGAAACAAGAUUAUAUAUAUUUUUUAAGAUAAUAUUUAUUAAAAUUUCACAAGAAAAAAACCACAUUAAUAAAAAAAAAUAUAACAAUAAAAAGAAAAAAUACAAAGUAAAAAAGGAAAAAACAAUUAAAAACAAUUUCAUCUUUUCCUCACUUCUUUUACAUUUACUUGUUUCUCGGACCUCCUCUUACCCCCCUCUUUUGUAUUCUAAUUAAAUAUGUUAAUCCAACAAUUCCUUUCCCUCCUUUUUAAUCCUAAUCUUUAAUCUUGAUAUAAUAUAACUUUAAAUUUUAGAUUUUACAUAUUAAAACCAAUUUUUCCAUAUUCUUUUAGCCUGUACAGCUAGAAACCCCUUAACUUCAAUCCAACAUCAUUCUAACAUUCAUUAAUUUUGCAAUAUUUCUGUAAAUAGUCUUUGAAUUUCUUCCAAUCUUCUUCCACCGACUCUUCUCCCUGGUCACGGAUUCUGCCAGUCAUUUCCGCCAAUUCCAUGUAUUCCAUCAUUUUCAUCUGCCAUUCCUCCAGUGUGGGUAGAUCUUGUGUCUUCCAAUACUUUGCAAUGAGUAUUCUUGCUGCUGUUGUAGCAUACAUAAAGAAAGUUCUGUCCUUUUUAACACCGAUUGGCCGACUAUGCCCAGGAGAAAGGCCUCUGGUUUCUUCAAGAAGGUAUAUUUAAAUACCUUUUUAGUUCAUUAUAUAUCAUCUCCCAGAAAGCCUUAAUCUUUGGGCACGUCCACCAAAGGUGAAAAAAUGUACCUUCAGUUUCUUUACAUUUCCAACAUUUAUUAUCAGGCAAAUGGUAGAUUUUUGCAAGCUUGACUGGGGUUAUGUACCACCUGUAUAUCAUUUUCAUAAUAUUUUCUCUUAAGGCAUUACAUGCCGUAAAUUUCAUACCUGUGGUCCACAACUGUUCCCAGUCAGCAAACAUAAUAUUAUGUCCAACGUCUUGUGCCCAUUUAAUCAUAGCAGAUUUCACCGUUUCAUCCUGAGUGUUCCAUUUCAACAGCAAGUUAUACAUCUUUGACAAAAUUUUAGUUUUGGGUUCUAACAAUUCAUUUUCUAAUUUUGAUUUUUCCACCUGGAAGCCGAUUUUCUUAUCCAAAUUGUAUGCCUCCAUUAUCUGAUAAUAAUGAAGCCAGUCUCGCACUUUGUUUUUUAGUUUUUCAAAACUCUGCAAUUUCAAUCUGUCUCCAUCUUGUUCCAAAAUUUCCCAAUAUUUCGGCCAAUUGACCUCCAUAUUGAGCUUUUUCAAGGCUUUCGCUUCCAUCGGUGACAGCCAUGGUCUCAGAAACAAGAUAAACUGGAAGGGUGAUGAUGGAGUUUGCAGUGCCAGGAUCAUUUUUGCCUACCUUUAUAUUCUGCUUUCAGGAGUGACAGAGAUGCUACAGAGAGCCCUUUGUAUAAUAUGCCAUCCCUUCCCUUCUGAAGAGAAGAGAACUUCCAAGAGUCUAGCUUCCCUCUCUGUUUCCAUUUGCAGGAUGCCAAAUAUUACAGCGAAGAGGCUGAGAUGGACCUGCGGGACCCCAACAAAGAUUACGAACUUUACAAAGAGACCUGCCAGGACCUCCAGAGGCUUAUGGCGGAAAUCCAGGAGCUGAAGAGCAAAGGCAACAAAGACAGUGUAAGACAGGGGUGGGAAACCAUAUGUGCCCCCCCUGACCUAUCUGUGUGGCCCUUAGACUCUCCCCAACCACGCACACACUCUACUAGCCUUGCUUUGGGUGUUUUUGCCUGGCUGGGAUGUCUCCUUCAACUCUGAAAUUGACUUUUGCGUGCCCGCAUGGCAGGUAGAGGGAGGAGUGUGUGGGUGUGAGCAGAAAAAAGCUUAAUGUACAAGGGUAAAACUACAUUAGCCACCCCACUCACAUUUGCCUGUAACCCUGCCAACUAUGGGCAUGUGGCCCCGGGAAGGGAAUCCAACCCUCUGGCUAAAAAAAUAUUUUCCCACCCCUGUCAAGGCAUCCUAAUGUGACCGGGGGCUUGGGGGGGUAGAUAAACCCUAGCAAAAUUUAGAUAUUUGAAAGAGGAAAGGAUAAGCCUGGCAGAUUUAGGGGGCAAGGGAGUUAGGUACACAAUUGGGUCCUGGGCUGUGGUCUGAAGGCACAUGAGACUCCCACCUUGCUGAAGCUAGGCAGGUUUGGGGCAGUGCCUAGAUGGAUGAAGACUGAGAAACCUCACAGAAACCGCCUUGGGUUCUAUGAUGGUGUAAGGAAGGCGGGAUAUAAAGGUAAGAAAAUUAAGGACCGUCCUAAUCGGCUUCCUCUUUUUCCCCUCUCUCUGCCUUUCAGGCUUCCGAGAUUGAGGAGCGUCGCAUCCAGAGCUGUGUCCACUUCAUGACCCUGAAGAAACUCAACCGUUUGGCUCACAUCCGGUUAAAGAAGGGAAGGGAUCAAACCCACGAGGUACGGUUGAGUCCAGAGAACCAGGGAAGGGUUACAGGAUCUUGGAUGGUCAGAUCAUUAGGUGCAGCAGCACCGAAGCUUGCUCCACAAGCUUCUUGAAACCCUCCCCCUCAUUGGACCCGUACUCUCAUACAAGGCAGUUCUAGGGAAGAUUUUUCAGACCCACCUUAUUUUUGUGAUUGUUAGUUGUUUUAAACUGGUUUGAAUAUUGUGUUUUAAUGUUGCAAACCACUCUUGGACCUGAGGGUGAAUGGCGGGGAAUUAAUAAUAAUAAUAAUAAUAAUAAUAAUUGUAAUAGAGCCUAUAUGUUACAAGAUAGUAAGCCCAACCCUUUCAUUCCUACUUGUGUGUUGGGCUGAAUAUUCAAAUCCAAGUGAGGGGGACAUAGAUAGGAGAAUACCCGUUAUUUUGGACUGAUGGAGCUAACAUAUUUUCUUUAAAAAGAAGUGAGAUUGUACUGGUAUUGAUACGCAGCACUGUUUUCCGACAGCAUGGCUUUCUGUGUUAUCUUAAAACACACUUCCCCAUGGGGUAAAACGAAAUUUGUUGUUUUGUAUGCUUUCAUAGGGACAUGGGUGGCGCUGUGGGUUAAACCACAGAGCCUAGGACUUGCCGAUCAGAAGGUUGGCAGUUCGAAUCGUCACGAUGGGGUGAGCUCCCGUUGCUCGGUCCCUGCUCCUGCCAACCUAGCAGUUCGAAAGCAUGUCAAAGUGCAAGUAGAUAAAUAGGUACCGCUCGGGUGGGAAGGUAAAUGGCGUUUCCGUCCGCUGCUCUGGUUUGCCAGAAGCGGCAUAGUCAUGCUGGCCACAUGACCUGGAAGCUGUACGCCGGCUCCCUCGGCCAAUAAAGCGAGAUGAGCGCCGCAACCCCAGAGUUGGUCACGACUGGACCUAAUGGUCAGGGGUCCCUUUACCUUUACCUUUACCUUUAUACUUUGCAUAUGUAAAUCAGGGGUGGGGGACAUCAGACUCGGGGCCAAAUGUAGCCCUUCAGGACUCUCCCCAGGCCACGUACCCUCCUGAGCUUUGCCUCUCCCAGACCUUACUUCCCUCCCCUGAGUGAUGGGAUGGAAUGUGUCCUCAAGCUCUGAUCAUGCCUCUUGUAUGCCUGGAUGGAGGACAGAGAAAGGUGUGUUGAGUAUGUGUGUAGAAACCAGCCUACUAUACAAAAUAAAAUUUCAUUUGUUGCUUCGCCCAUCUUUGCCUCUGACGCUGCCCACCACUGGCAGGUGGCCUCUGGAAGGUUGCCCACAUGAGCAUAUGGAUCUCAGUUCAGUUUCACUAACUUGCCACUUUUUUGAGACUGCAUCAUCAGCCGUGUGUCUCAGCCGCACCAACUUGAUUUUUCACUGCCCUGCCUUGUAAUGAUUUUUCUCUGUGCUCUGUUAACAGGCAAAGCAGAAAGUGGAUGCUUAUCACCUGCAGCUCCAAAAUCUGCUGUACGAAGUCAUGCACCUGCAGAAGGAGAUCACAAAAUGCCUGGAAUUUAAGUAAGCAGCUUAAAAAAUAGGUUGUUACUGGAGGGUAGAGAGGCCCCCAAAAGUUAGCCAGUAGACUAAUGAGGCUUCACACCUUUUGCCAAUUUUGUUUUGUUAGUACUUUUUUUCACCUCAAGUGCUGUUGGCCAUCCUUUUUGUCAAAGAUGCAGCCUCCAAGUUCUUCCAGCAUCUCAUUAUUACAAGCCUGGCCACUUGCAAAAAACAAACAAAAACUUUUUAGAAAUUUGAACUGUAAGUUAGCCUUAUCUAGUUGGUCUGCACAACUUUGAUAAGCCCAUUCCAAGGCCCAACUUGAGAGCUGUCACUGAACUGCAGCUAGCUCAGUCUUGCGGUCCUUGGGCUACAUGUGACCUUGGAUACAGAGGAAGAUCCCUCCCCCCCCCUUAUUUAUCUUUCUCUUGGUCCCCUUCCUUCAGGUCCAAGCAUGAGGAGAUUGAGCUGGUGAGCGUGGAGGAGUUUUACAAGGAGGCCCCUGCAGAAAUCAGCAAGCCGGAGAUUACGCUCGCCGAUCCCCACCAGCAGACGCUCUCCCGCCUCGACUGGGAGCUGGAGCAGCGCAAGCGGUGAGUAGGAUAGCCCAGCAGCUGCUAGGUGGCUUUGAGCAAGCUUACGGUUCUCCUCCCUUUCCUUCACUCUGCAGUAUCGGUCCUUCUAAUAGUGAACUCAGGUAGUGAGAGCCAACAGGGAUUGCAGCCCAAACGGGGCUAAUGAAAGCAAGAAGCAAAUAUUAUUAUUAUUAUUAUUAUUUAUUUGUUUAUACCCCGCCCAUCUGGCUGUCACUCUGGGUGGCUCACAGCAGAAUAAUAACAAUAAUAAUAAAGUGAUAAAACACCAAACAUUAAAAACUUCCCUAAACAGGGCUGCCUUCAGAUGUCUUCUAAAAGUCAGAUAAUUGUUUCUUUCCUUGACAUCUGAUGGGAGGGCGUUCCACAGGGCUUUCCACCACUACCAAGAAGGCUCUCUGCCUGGUUCCCUGUAACCUCACUUCUCGGAGGGAGGGAACAGCCAGAAGGCCCUUGGAGCUGGACCUCAGUGUCCGGGCUGAACAAUGGGGUGGAGAUGCUUCUUCAGGUAUACUGGGAUGAGGCCAUUUAGGACUUUAAAGGUCAGCACCAACACUUUGAAUUGUGCUCGGAAAUGUACUGGGAGCCAGUGAAGAUCCUUUAGGACCAGUGUUAUAUGGUCUCGGCAGCCGCUCCCGGUCACCAGUCUAGCUGCUGUAUUCUGGAUUAGUUGUAGUUUCCGGGUCACCUUCAAAGGUAGCCCCACGUAGAGCACAUUGCAGUAGUCCAAGCAGGAGCUAACCAGAGCAUGCACCACUCUGGCAAGAUAGUCUGCGAUGUUGGCAUGCUUGCAGGGGCAGGGGACCCUGCAUUUUAAAGACUGCCAGAAAAUGAACAGACCUGGGAAUCUAGAAGUGUGGUCCCACAGUGUUCCAAGUUUAUAAAUAUUAUGAGAGGAGGACUUGAGGAAGAAGGGCUGAAAUGUCAGUGGUAGAGCUUCUGCUCUGCAUGCAGAUGAUCAUCGGGUCAGUUCCCCAGCAUCUCCAGGUAGGGCUGUGAGAGCCGUUUGCAUUAAACCCUGGAGCGCCCCCUGCCAGAUGGACAAAUUCAGCAUCUUCUGAUAGAGCAAGCACCCUGAAUGCAGAAGGCCCCAGGUUCUGUCCUCCAGGUAGAGAUCCCAUCCUGAAAUUCUGGAAAGCCACUGCCAGUCAGUGUAGACAAUACUGAACUAGAUGGACCAUUGAUCUGAGUCACUAUAAGGCAGCUUCCUGUGUUCUCAGACUUUGUGUGUGUCCCCUUUCUCCCUCCUCUACUUUCUCUGGAAACACUGUCGCUUGUUAGUAACUGUGAAUCUCUUACGUGCAGGCUGGCAGAGAAGUACAAAGAAAGUCUGGCAAACAAAGAGAAGAUCCUGAAAGAGAUAGAAGUGAAGAAGGAGUACCUCAGUAACCUCCAGCCUCGGCUCAACAGCAUCAUGCAGGUAUGCUGUGGGUCAGGCUUUUAAAAAGAAUUGCUUUAGGAGUUCUCAGCAGGAGGUUAAGAAACCCGCAUACCCUGUUGGUGUGGCAUGGGAGAUGGCCUUCGAUACAGAACCAAAUCAUUGAUUACAGAGCUGGUGCGGGAUGUCGCUGGACUACAUCUCCCAUCAUUCUCAACUAUUGGCCAUGCUUGGCUGGGGGUUUGGAGUCCUGCAGCUUCUGGAGGGCCACAGAUUCCCAUCCCUGCUUCAGAGAAAGAAAACCUGAAUAUAUAUGAGUGGUUUUACGUAAGAACAGAUUCUGGGUAGGACUUUUAUCACAAGCCCCACUGACUUUGUCAGAGACCGUUGCCUUUCCUUCUCUUUCAGUGUGCUGGUUAUUUUACUACUACAGUGGUACCUCAGGUUAAGUACUUAAUUCGUUCCGGAGGUCCGUUCUUAACCUGAAACUGUUCUUAACCUGAAGCACCACUUUAGCUAAUGGGGCCUCCUGCUGCCGCCGCGCCGCCGCUGCACAAUUUCUGUUCUCACCCUGAAGCAAAGUUCUUAGCCCGAGGUACCUAUUUCUGUGUUAGCAGAGUCUGUAACCUGAAGCAUAUGUAACCCGAGGUACCACUGUACUGCAAUUACUAUUAUUAUUUAUAACAGGGUUGGCUAAGCUGCAGGCCUCCCGAGGUUGUUGGAGCCACCAGACGUUUCACAUACCAGUGGUGGGUGGGGCUAAAGCAAAAAUGGGUGGGGCAACAUGUGUAUUUUCCUCCCCUUUGUACAGAAGGUCAGUUUCUGCACAUUCUCACCCACAUCCCGCUCUGUCCUCCAUCCAGGCAAAAAAGAGGCGUGAUCAGAGUUCAAGGACACAGCCCAGCCAGGCCAAAAAUACUUGAGGAGGGUUCAAGACAAGGGCCUGUGAGGGGUGCGGACUGGGGAAGAGUCCCAAGGCCCAGAUAGAGUCCUGGAGGAAGGGCGCCCUGAACCUGCAGUUCCCCACUCCUAGGAUAAAAGAACUAGAGCAGCUUCAAGAGGUGUCAGGGGCUACAUCAAAUGAGACAGGGGGCCACAUGCGGCCCCUGGGUGACAGGUUCCUGCCCUCUGUGCAUCAAAACAUAACAUACCUAAUAAUGAAAGGGCACGUACUGACAACAUAGCAUAAUAAAAGCAGCGUCUUUGGGGGCAUUUUGGUGCCAACCUAUUCUCAUGGGUCACUACCCAAACCACAGAAUUAUAACCCCCAUUUUUUCCCCUGUCGGUCCUCUUUCCUAUCAGGCUUCGCUCCCUGUCCAGGAGUACCUUUCCAUGCCUUUUGACCAGGUUCACAAGCAGUAUGAGACAGCCAGGCAUCUCCCGCCACCCCUUUAUGUGCUCUUUGUCCAAGCCAGUGCCUACGGCCAAGCCUGUGGUAAGUUAUUAUUUCAAGGUAGCUGAGCUUUGAAGGGGAGCAGAGGUGUCAAAUUUCACAGCUCCAUGCAGAAAGCAUGACAUUAUCUGAAGACUGUCACAUGGUGUGUUCCCCGCCCCCACCCUUAAUCUGAUCCCUGGCUCCCCUGAGUCUGCAGGGUUGGGGAGAGAGAGCAGAGCUGCCCAAAACCUGAUGAAGCUUCUGCAUUUGACAACCUUGUUGCUUCUGAGCUUUACAGAGUUUGUGGGAGUCAUCUUUGGGGAGGUGUGGCUAACAGCGUCAUCUCCUUCACAGACAAGAAGCUGGCUGUGGCUAUCGAAGGCAACGUGGAGGAAGCCAAAGCGCUCUGCAAACCUCCAGAGGACUCUCAGGGUGAGUGAGGGUCCAUAAGCUGCCUUCACUUGCUGUGAAUGGCUCUUCAGUUGAGCAUGUCCUUUGCUUCCAUAAGGUUCCAGGUUCAGGAGCUCCAGCGAAAGGAUUCCCACCUACCUGGGCUGGGAAAUGUCCUGGAGAGCAGCAGCCAGUUGGCAUAGACCAGCCAUCUUUGGCUUGGCACACUCCAGGACUACAACUCCUGGCGUCUCUUCCCAUUUGCCAUGCUGGCUAGGUCUGACAGAAGUUGUUCUGCCCCAGACUGGUGCCCUCUGAAAGUUGCUAGCCUGCAACUCCCAUCAACCCGCGCGAGCAUCGCCCAAGGAUCAAGGCUGACGGGGAGUCAUAGUCUGACAAGGGCUGCAAAAUACGGGUGGCCCACUGGCAGCUUGCAUGUUAAAACUGAGCUCAAAGCUAACCAAAACUGUUAAACUUGUAAAGAGGAAAUUGGGAGAUUCUGUCCUGCAGUGUUAACGUGUCUGUGCUGGAUGUUGUAUGGGUUGCCCUGGCUGCAGUUGGAUAAACAUGCUCCAUAACUGGGGAGGCAUUGCUGCUUUGUUGUUGGAGCGUAAGAGAAGCCCUGGUUCUGGUCGAAGGCCCACCUAGUCCAACAUCCUGUCUUCACAGUAGCCAAACAGCUGCCCCAGCGCAAAGCCCACAAAGUGGACCUAUGUGCAGCAAUGGGUAUUUAAAGGCAUACUUCCUCUGCUGGCAGAGGUGACAUAUAGCCAUCAUGGUUUGUGGUCGUAGACAGCCUCUUUCUCCGUGCAUUUAUUAUUCUUAUUAAAUUUCUAUAUCACCCUUCGUCUGAAGGUCAUGGUGGUUUACAAUAUAAAAAAGCACAAAAAUGCAUGCUAUAAUAACAAACAAAGGACACAGAUUGUUUGAUCAGCCAAAGGCCUGGGAGAAGAGGAAUGUUUUGCCUGGCACCUAAAGAUAUGUAACAAAAGGGCCAGGCAAGCCUCCCUGGGGAGAGCAUUCUAUAAGAUGAGAGCCACCACAGAAAAGGCCCAUUCUCAUGUGCUGCCCUCUGGGCCUCUUGUGGAGGAGGCACACGAAGGAGGACCUCGGGUGAUGAUUGCAGGGUCUGUGUUGGUUCAUAUGGAGAGAGGCGGUCCUUUCCUUUAAAGCCAUCCAAGUUGGCUGCCAUCACUAAAGGAUCUGUUGCACUUGUGUCCUACUUGUUCGCUUUCCACAGGCAUCUGGUUGGGCACUGUGAGAACAGAAUGCUAGGUUAAAUAGGUCUUUGCCCUGAUGCAGCCAGGCUCUUAGCAUUCAUUUAUUUGGAUUCACAGAUGAUGAGAGUGACUCGGAUGCCGAGGAGGAGCAGACCACGGUAAGAGCUCCACCUUCCCACUGCGCUAUGAAAUUGCAGGGAGGGGAGGGAUGUUGUGGGGAGAUGUCUCCUCCUGCCUUGAAACCGGUAUUCCGUGUGCCAUUAGACCUGUUCUUUCACGUCUAAUGUUCCUUGUCAUUCACCCGCCCCUCCCCCAUUAAAUAUAAUAAGUGAUGGGCCUUUCUUGUGUGCCAUUUCCAUGUAACGAAGUGAGGAGAAACAAACAUACUGGGACUUGGUGAUGCACUUACCAACAGACCAUCUCCUUCGGUCAUCUGCAUUGUCAUUUCCUUUUGGCUCUCCCUGUCCCUCACUUGGCCUCUCCAGGUAAGGCUGGGGAAAGACUCCCUGACUGAAAACCUGGAGAACCACUGAUAAUAGUGGUGGAGCAUGUGACUUGCAUACAGAAGGUCGCUAGUUCAGUUCCCGGAAUCUCCAGGUAGGGGUGUGAGAGAGCCCUACCUAAAACCGCAGACAACCACUGCCAGUCCAUGUAGGUGAUAAUGAGCUAGAUCAGGGGUCAGCAACCUUUUUCAGCUGUGGGCCGGUCCACUGUCCCUCAGACCAUGUGGUGGGCCGGACUGUAUUUUUUGGGGGGAAAUGAACGAAUUCCUAUGCCCCACGAAUAACCCAGAGAUACAUUUUAAAUAAAAGGACACAUUCUAUUCAUGUAAAAACACGCUGAUUCCCAGACCAUCCACGAGCCGGAUUGGGAAGGCGAUUGGGCCACAUCCGGCCCCCGGGCCUUAAGUUGCCUACUCCUGAGCUAGAUGGAGCCAAUGGUCUGACUCUGUAUGAAGCAACCUCCUUUGUUCCUCGUAAGCACUUCCUUUCCUCUAUGGUGUUGGAUUUAGAAUUUUGAGACAGGGCUUAUUCAGAAUGGGGCAACAGCCCCUUCAAAAGGAAAAUGGAAAGAUUGGGGUGUACCAAUGACCACCCUAGUGGUGGUGGUGGGUGGGUGGCUGCGCUUGUCCCUCCCUGCUGCCCAUCUCACGCUUGCACCUCAAAGCACAUGGGCAGGACAGGUAACAACAGGCCAGGGUGCAACAGGUGUGGUGCAAAGCCACAGCAAACAAAGUGCAGGGAAAGUGCGUUGAAAGAGUGGAGGCAGGAAUGUGUUGUGAUUCUCCCUUCCCCACUCUAGAAGCGUCGCCGCCCAACCUUAGGAGUGCAGCUGGAUGACAAGCGGAAGGAAAUGCUCAAGAGGCACCCACUGUCCGUCACUGUCGACCUGAAAUGCAAAGGUACGUGAGAAAGCAAAGCGGCUCAUCUGUUGGUGCCCCUAAACUGGGGAUCUUUCCCUUCUCUGGAAGUUAGGGAUGCAUGAAUAUUUCAAUUUCCAUAUCAGUUAGUUGUUCAUUUUUCCGGUCUUAGGGUGGUCCCCGACAUCUCCUCAGCAGCUUGCGAUUUUUUGAUCACACACAACACACUUUCACCAAACAAUUGUAAUUGUUUUCCUGCCCCUUUCUCCUAAUAUUCAAGCAACUUUGCCUUAGAGGAAGUUUUGCAUGUUACUUUCACUAAAACAUGGCUUUUUAAUUCACGCUUUCCUCCCAUGCAUUUUUGUACACAUUUCUUUGGCUGGAGAACGGCAAGCAAGAAGCGUUAUCUGAGUUCAAGGACAUAUUUACAGCCAGGCGAAAGAGCGCUCGAGGAGGGUAUGAAGUAGGGCCAGGGAGGGGCCUUGCCUGUGGAGAAGGGGUGUGGCUUAGGAGAGGGAGAACCCCGAGGGCCAGACAGGUAGAGAGUCCUGGUGGGCCAUAUUCAGCCCACAAGCCUGAGGUUCUCCAUGUAUUAUAGCUAGUGAGUUCCAACAGGUAAGGGAGCAGUUCACUGACCCCCAUCCUCUCACAGUGGUUUAAACACAACUGGAAGUCGUUGCUCUCUCCUGCCUAAACCCCUGGCAUUGGCUGUGUCAUUGCAGAUGGCAGCCUCCUCCUCCUCACCUUCUACUAUCUGAUGAACCUCAACGUCAUGACGACGAAAGCCAAAGUGACGGCAGCUGCGGAGAUGUCCAUGCCCAUCAGUGCCGGGUGAGCUUUGCGGGGGGUGGCGAGGGGACAGGCUGUCGCUGAUGGAUCCCAGGUGCCGAAGGUGGGUUCAGCUGGGAAAUUAUUUCAUGGGGUGUUGGCAAGCAAACCUGCUGUUGUGGCUGCUGGCAGAAUUCUACUUUGCCCAGUGGGUUGUUGUUUUUUAACCCCCGAAGAAAAAGCAGAGAUUCCAGUGCAGUCUUUCUGAGAUGUGGAAAGUUUGUGAGUGUUUUCUGUAUACCCUUUUCCUGCAGCACCUGCCAAAGAGGUACCUCAUUUAGGGAUUUGAGAAACAAUGUUAACCUGACUUAGGUUGCUGGUCCAUCUUUAUCAGGGGUGGGCAGACAGUCGGCAAUUUGGAUCUACUAGAACCCCAAGAUCUGCCAACCAGAGCCAGGUAGAAAAGGUGGCUGUGUUCUCCCUUCACUGUUGGGGGCAGUAUGCUGGGGAUCACUACACAGCUCCUACCUGCGGGGUUCCCAGAAGAGGCAUCUGGUUGGCCACUGUGAGAACAGGAGCCCCUUUGGCCUGAUCAAGCAGCCAGUCACUUCCUGUGUUCUUUGCAGGACAGAGAACUUCUGAGCCAUGAGUUUUCCUCAUGACAACUGAACUAAGCCAACACAAAGGAAGACUUGCAAAGCCUUUGCAAAUCUCUCCCUCACUUUACUUUUAAGUCCCCAGACCUUAAAGGGAGGGAGGGACAAAAGCUUUUGCAAGUCUCUUUCCCCUUCCCUUCUCCUUUUUUUUACACACACACACACACAAACUUCCCCUUCCAGAUUGGGCCGAAACUAUGGAACUCACUGCUACAGGAGACAGCGAUGACCACCAGCCUAGAUGUCUUUAAAACAGGAUAAGGUAAAUUCAUGGAGGAGAGGACUAUCCAUGGCAACCAACCACAUUGGCCGUGUUCUGCCUCCUCCCUUGAAGGCAUAAUUGCUUCUGAACACCAGCUGUUGGAAACCACAGGAAGGGAGAGUGCUCUUGUUCUUCAAAUCCUGUUUGCAGGUUUCCCACACGUAUCUGGUGGGCCACUGUGAGAACAUCAGACUCUUAUGUACUUAUGGGAUUUUGACAUGGUGUGGGCUGCGCCCACCUGUCACAUUUGGCCCCGUGUGGCAGAUACGGCUUUGGCCUGUGGAGCGAAAAGGGUUCUGCACCCCUGCUCUGUGCUCACUAUAUAGGUUACAGUGCAGAAGCAUCAACAGACUCACAUCUCUUGCUCUACGCAGGCAAAACCGUUUGUUAACCUUGGGUCUUGUUAAAUUGUCCACUUAACUAUACAGAAGGCAGCACCUUGAAACAAGCAGGCACAGUUGCUGGAGUCUGUUAGCAUACACAAGUAUGAAUUUUAACGGUUCUACAAUUUGAAGAAUUAUUAUGGAGUAACGGAGAACAAGAUUUGUCAGCUGCUGUUCUCAGAUACUGAAGAUCUGAGUCUUCUGAUCUGUGUAAGGGUGCGGUGGGCCUCCCAUUAAACCACGAUCAGCCAGAACCUCAGGCCUAAAAAUUCCCCAACCUGAACUUUCCCAUCUAACUGGGCAGAAUUUGGCUUUCUGCCUUACCUCAAUAUGUUGUUUGGGGCAGUGCAAAAGAUGGGCACUGCCAUCGAGUUGCACCAGGGGGCGCUGUGGGCACACGAGUUUGCAGAGUCACUUGCAUGUCGCUUGUAGUCGUUGCAGUUAUACAUCCCCUCUCGGGCCUCGUUCGCCCCUAAAGAGCGGAGAGACUUUAGCGGAAAAGACAAGAUCUGUCUCUGAUCUCUUAAUUUAUCUUGGCAGCGAGACAGGGAGGAGCCUGAUGAGAGAGGAGCAUUCCUAUGGGUCAGAUAGCAGGGAAAAAACCAACAAACGGACCUAUGUGUCUCUGGUGCUCUGUUGAGUUGGCGAGGAUAAAUUAGGGGCUGAUCGCAUCUCGUCUCCCUGUCUCAUUUAAUUACUCUCUAGCAGACUAAUCGCUUCCUCUCCCUGUGCAUGGUCGCUGAGUCUCUCUCUCUGCUGAGACUGCUUCCUCCUAUUCCUCUCCCUUCCCUCUUCUGCUCUGUGAGUUACCUCGCCUCAGGGAGUGGAGCUUUUAUUCCCUUUGGAGUUGUGUGUGUUGGGGUGUGCGUGGAAAUCUGGCUUGGAAGCACAGCUGCCAAAAUAGGCUUGGGAGAAGCAGCUUGCUCUUUCCCCUGCAGCAGCCUGCUUCACAUGUGUCUAACGUUAACUUUAGUUAAAGCUGAGACGUUCGGCAGAGCAUCACUUAAACCUUUGUUUAUUGCACACACACACACACACACACACACACACACACUUAAGGCAGUUUUAACAGUGGAAAAAGAGGAGGUGAUGUUGGGGGUGUAUAUGUGCCAGUGCAAUUAUUCAUCCUUGGAUGGUUCUGCUGUUAAUGCCUGGUGGCAGCCUUCAGUAACCUGACUUCCUGCUUGGCUAACUACCCUGAUUCUUAAAGUCGCCGAUAACCACGAAUGCUGUGAUCCGAUUGUUCUCCUGCCUAAACACGAGGUUCUCGGUUGCCCUCAUUAUCUGUGUUUAAUGUGACUUUUCAGUCUAAUCUGCUGCUGAUCAGAGAACCUGUUUACUUCUGUCGGCAGCAUUUGAGAGAAAGGGUGGGAGCUGUGGGGACUGCCUGCAUUCAACUCUAAAGGGGUAGGGGGAAGAUUUAUAUGAUCUGAAGAGAAUGCAGAGUAUGCCUGCAUACAACUCUAGAGUCAUCGCUGUGAGAUGACAGUCUGUGGCCCAUUUAGAAAGGCGGACAGCGCAGACGACGGGAAUGGAUGCAAAAUGGAGUUUCAAAAGAUCUGAGCGACGUCAGAAUGUUCCAGUGGGUGAGGGGAGGAGAACACAGACACACACACAACAGAGGUCCCUGCAGAUCUGCGGAAUUCCCAUGGCAACGCAGCAGAAGUAAACUUGCACAGAAUCUUAGAGUCGUUCAUACGGGGAGAUUUUUCUUUGGCAGAUCCGACUUAGAUAGAAAUGAAACACAGUGGCACAAGAGCCCAUCUAGUCCAGCCUCCUGUUCUCACAGUGGCCACCCAGAUUGUCUUGUCUGAGCAUUCCUCCCCCUCCUGUGGUUCCCAGAACCUGGUAUUCAGAAGUAUUGCUGCCUCUGACCAUGGAGGCAGAACCUACUCAUAGUGGUUAGUAGCGAUCAAUAGCCUUGCCCCUCUGUGAAUUUGCCCAGUCCUCUUUGAACACCAUCUAAGGUUGGCGGCUGUUGUUUCCUCCUGCAGGAGUGAGUUCCGUCGUUCAAUUCUGCUGCGUGAAGAAUGCCUUUUUCCUUCCUUUGCUGGAUCUUCCGACAAAGGAUAGCACAGGAAGAUUCUGAAUUUCACAUUGCUUGUUCCUAUUUCUUUCUAGAGACUUGCUGUGCCCCGACACCCUCCUGAGCUGCCUGUAUCCUGGAGAUCACGGAAAGAGGACUCCAAACCCUGCCAACCAGUUCCAGUUUGAUAAAGUCGGGUAAGCUGGUAAUGGUCAGAGGUGCUUGCCUUGUAGGCCUCUCCUUCAUGGCUUCUCACAUGCUCCCUCCCUCCCUGUGUCUUCCAGGAUCAUGUCCCUGAACGACUACGUUGCAGAACUGGGACACCCUUACAUGUGGGUGCAGAAGUUGGGGGGCCUGCAUUUCCCCAAGGAUCAGCCCCAGGUAGGUGCAGUGCUGCCUUUGAACAAAGACGCAGCCCUAAUCUCUAUAGGCAGCCUUUGCCGGCACUGCUGGACCCGGCUCUCCAAAUUGCAAACGGAGCGAGCGUUUGCUUGCGGGCAGGUGAAUGAAGAUGCACUGAGGGGUUUACGGGGGACAUGGCUACUAGCUGCAGUGGCUGCACUCUGCCUCCAAACACCAGUUGCUGGAAACAGCAAGGAGGGAAGAGCGCUCUUUUGCUAAGAUCCUGCUUACAGGCUUCCUAUUGGGGCAUCUGGUUGGCCACGGUGAGAGCAGGAUGCAUGGGCGUAGCCAGGAUUUAUUUUAGGUGGGUCAGGUUUUAUGUUGGGGGGCAAAACUGAGUUAUCUGAGAUGCAAUUGGUCAGUUAAGUAUUUUUAUUUACUUACUUGUUUUAGGGGGAGCAGCUGCACCCCCACCGGCUAUGUCCAUGGCAGGGUGCCUGACUAGAUGGGCCAUUGGUCUGAUCCAGCAUGGCUCUUCUUACGGAAGUGUGUGAGUGUGUGUUGUGUGGGUAUAGAUAGUCGGGGUAUGUGUGUGUGUGAAAGUUUGUGCAUGUUUAGGUGGUUCCAAACCAUGAGAGCAGAGUCCCAGGGCAGUGGAAGGAGGACUCAGCAAGUAUCCUUAGGAUAGCUCAGCUGAUUAGAGCAUGGUGCUGAUGACACCAAGGUUGCAGGUUCAAUCCCCAUAUGGGACAGGGAUUGGGCUAGAUGAUCGCUUCUAUGACUUUAUCCAUCAUUCUCUCGUCUGUCAGCAUAAGGAUGAGUUUUAAUGUUGUGCACAGAGGAAUCUGGAUGAUGUCGGGGCCUUGGCUUUUUCAUCUCGGAUGAGGCUGUGCAAGGAAACAGGUUGCAGCUGCGAGAGAAUCCAAUCUGGUCAAGCCUGCCCAGUUUCCUGGCUCUUCAGUGGUGCGAAGGUAACACCACUUUUGCCUUUACCCCAUUUGCAGAAUCCUGUGAUUGCCGAUAACUCGCUGAGCGCUAGCCACAUGGAGAGGACGAUGAAAUUGCUCAAGAUGAGGCUGGAGUCCCGCCUUGCUCUACACAAGCAGUUUGCUUCGCUUGGUAAAUCCCAGCUGCCCUCUUGCUUCCCCCAGUAGUGACACUCUGGAUUCCAACAACCGUGCACACACUGAGCAUCAGAUGCCCCCCACCCUCAGGCCUGGGACACAUUUCAGCCCCAAACUUACAAAGUGAGGCAGAACAUUCCAUCAUACUACAAACAAAUAAUCCCUGCACAAGAAAACCUAGCAUGUCAGGAAGAUGUAGGUAGAGUCCCAUUUCCUCUGACACUGCUAGUUUUCUGAGUGCAGGGAUUUUUAUUUUGUAUGGAGAAUGACAUCAUGGGAGCCCCCACCUGUAAUCUGAAGUGGCAGCCUCCCACAUGCAAAUCUGCCACCUCCAGGCUUAACUACAUCUAACUUAAAAAGCAUUUUUGCUUGCUUAGAAGCAGCUAAAUUGCUUCAUUUAGGAACAAGCAGCUGUGGGAGCCCCAUGGCAAUGGCAUGGACAGUGGGGGAAUUUUAAGUAAUUAUUCUCCAUAUGCCUGUUUCCUUGACAAAAAUCACCCCCUGGAAGCUGCUGUAGUAGCUCCUUUGCGGGGAAACAUUAACAAAAGCUUUGAGAGGCAAUUUUUGGCAGGGAGAUGGUGUGGAGGGGGUUCAUCCAGAUUGCACCCCUUCCACACAUUCUCCCCACUGACUUUCUCCAAAACUGUAAAGUUUUGAAGCUAGAAUAGAAGGGGAAUGGAAACACGGUCAGCUUCAUAGACGGUUUAAAUAUCCCACUGAUCUUGACUUGAACAUAUAAAUUAAUAUACACAGUCCAUGUGUCCAAAUAGGUGUCCCAGGUGUGAUUGACAAUUAUGAGCUAUCCAUCGAAACGUUGUCAGGACAAUGGAAUCUUCAGAGCACUGAGUAGUAUGGGGCGAACACUGAAACUCUCUAAAGAAAAAGGUCUAAAAGUGGGUGGCUAGCCCAAGUCCAGAUCGGGCUCACCAAGCUAUGGGAAUUGACCGGCCAGUUCCCACAGCCCUAUCUCCUUUGUGGGAUCAGACCACGAUCUCCCUAACCCAGCAUUCUUGGCAAGAGUCCUAGCAACCAACAGAUAUUCAGCGGCUCACUGGGAAUUGGCCGAAGGAUCCUUGGGUCCGCUGCAGUACAUCUGCUUGUCACUGAUUGGGACAAUCUCGGUCAAACACUGCCUUUGCAACUUCCAAGCGCCUCUCUGUUUUUUCCACUUCCAUCUCCAAUGGAGCAAGCUUUGUGCUAAUUUAUCACUCAUCAGCAUGUUGGUCCUAUCACCAGCUGUUACCUGUCAGAACUCUUUUGAGCCUUCAGAGGUUUAGAACCUUUUUUGCUUAACCAUAUAUGACAGGAACCUAAAGCCACAAUUGUUCAGCGGCCAGAUUUGCCCUUUGAGCUGCCACUUCUGAACAUAACACGUUGACCCUGCUAGGGAAAGGGGACUCUCUUCGAUCAUAUUUAUGUUGCUCUUUCUUUUUCCCCGUCUUGGGCUUCAGAGCAUGGCAUUCUGCCGGUCUCCAGCGAGUGCCAGCAUCUCUUUCCGGCAAAGAUUGUGUCGCGGUUGGUGAAGUGGACAGCGCUCACGUACGAGGAUUACCUGGUAAGUGGAGUCUUGUGAGAAAGAACUGGCCUGCUAAACCAGCCUCCCCCAAUCUGGUGCCCGCCAGCUGUUCUGGACUGUCUGGGACUUGAUGGGGAGCUGAGGCCAAAAACAGCUGGCUGAGGUGUAGUCCAAAACCACUGGGCGGGGAAAGGCUGCCCUGAAAUACUUGAUUUGAGCUGGGAGGGAGGGGAUCAAAAAAGCCCAUUUAAUGUUGUUUGAAUGCUACGUCUGAGAAUGCUUCCUGCUUUGCUUGAAAAUCAUAUAUGUGUGCAUGCUGCUUAAGAAUAGCCAUGUGGAGGGAGAGGCAAUUACAGCUUUGCUCAGUUUGGUUGGUAUUGUAUCUAUUACAGUGGUACCUCGGGUUACAGACGCUUCAGGUUACAGAUGCUUCAGGUUACAGACUCCGCUAACCCAGAAAUAGUACCUCGGGUUAAGAACUUUGCUUCAGGAUGAGAACAGAAAUCGUGCUCUGGCGGCAUGGCAGCAGCAGGAGGCCCCAUUAGCUAAAGUGGUGCUUCAGGUUAAGAACAGUUUCAGGUUAAGAACAGUUUCAGGUUAAGAACAGACCUCUGGAAUGAAUUAAGUACGUAACCAGAGGUACCACUGUAUUGUUAUCAUUAUGUCAGGGGCUGGACUGAGAGUAAUGGUGGAGACCGCCCCCUGCUCCUGCAAUUCCCAGAGAAGAGGGAGACAGUAUAGGUUUACAACAGUGGUUUGCAGAAGGUCACAGUUCAGAGGUUGUAGAGGGGAGAAGCUGGGAAUAUUGGAAGAGUAGCAGGAAGAAGAAGCAGCACCAGGGGAGAGACAGCUGACAGACUCAGUGUCGUUAGAAAGCAUUCCAGACCACCACCCCUCUCCCCGAACCCGGCAGGCAUUGAGAGUAGGAGAACAGAAAGCUCAGAGGCAGAAAGCACAGAUCAGCCAGUGUAGGGAUGGCGUAUAAUAGCAGAGACGGAUGGGGUGGGACUUUACUCGGAGCAACGCCAUUAUCCGAGAAACGGCAUUUGUACGUCUCUCUCUGAAUAUUGAAUAAAAUACCUUGGUAAGAGCUUCUUGUCUUUCCAUUACUAGCAGCCUGCCAUAAGGGAGGGGGAUCAGAUUCCCUGAAGCCUGACAGAUUAUUACUAUUUUAAUGAAGCAAAAAGUUUUUGGAAGUGGAAUGCUUAUUCUUGUUUUUCCAUCUCACACCGCUGGCCUCAGCUGCCUGUUUUCUGCACUGCAUGUCGAUCUGAGCCAUCUGAUCUGUGCUUAUGUUGUAAAGAGACUCCAUUGUGUGUGGAUACGCAGCGUCCCUAUCUCUGUAGACCCAGCUCACCGCCCGCUUCUCCCUCUUCCCACUGCAGGAGCUGUCCUACACAAAAGAUGUCGUCGAGGCCGGUUUGGCUGAGGACACGCACCUGUACUACAUGGCCCUGAUAGAAAGAGGAACAGGUGGGUGAUUCUCUUUCUCCUGUGUUUCCCCACCGCAAGCAGGCUUGAGAAGAAGGCAUGGUUGUCAUGCAGAGGUGGGGACCACAAGAGUCACAAGAGCCCUACUGGGUCAGGGUAGCAGUCUACCUAGUUCACCAUCAUCCUGUUCUCAAUAGCAGCCAACCAGAUUGCCUGCGGGAAACCCACAAGCAGGAUUUGAGCACGAGACCCCUAUCCCCUCCUGUGGUUUCUUGUAGCUGGUAUUCAGAAACGUAAUUGCCUCCAGCCGCAGGGGCAGAGCAUAUCCACAAUGGCUGUGCUCUGUCUCCAUGGUUGGAGGCAGUAAGACUUCAGAUUAACAGUUGGUGGAAGCCACUGUUUUCAUUCUGGGGGCCGCAUUCCCUUGUGUGCAGUUUUCCAGGGGCCGCUUGGUGAUCGAGGCCAAGAGAACGACGAGUAAAGCUGUGGGUUACCUUUGUUCAGUGGCCAGGUUCAUUGUGCAUGCCUUCAUUUUUUUUUGUGUUUACUCAUAAACCAAGAGGGGCUAGAAAUUUUGACCAUUCCAUGAUGACAUUCCCUUCCCUUCCCUUCUGUGAUUAGCCAAGCUGCAGGCAGCGGUGGUGCUGAACCCAGGCUACUCCUCCAUGCCUCCCAUCUUCAGCCUGUGCCUGAACUGGAAAGGGGAGAAGACCAACAGCAACGACGACAACAUCCGGGUACGGUGCUGGGCCCAAACCCAGGGAAGAGGACUCUCAGCCAGGGAGCCUAUGGCCCACCAACUCCCAUCAGCCCCAGCUUGCGUGGUCAAUGAUCAGGGAUGAUAGGAGUUCCAUCUGGGGAGUCACAGGUUCCCCAUCCCUGAUACAGGACAUGGCUGGGCAGUCUCUGAGGGACUCACAUUGUCCCCUUUUCACCUUCUUCUCUCUUCCUUCUCUGGUUCUCUGCAGGCCAUGGAGAGCGAGGUCUCUGUUUACUACAAAGAACUGUAUGGUCCCAAGCCAGGCUACCAGCUCCUGACCAAUCAGCUGCAGCGCUUGUGUGUCGUCCUGGAUGUCUACCUUGAGACAGAGACCCACGACAACAGUGUGGAGGGGCCCAAGGAGUUUCCGCAGGAGAAAAUGUGUCUGCGCCUCGUCAGGUAAGGAGCAGGGCUUGUGUGUGUCUCAUUGUCCAACUUUGGGGAAUCUGCUUCCUCCGCCAUGCCCAUGGCAGUAAAUAAAAAAUCAAAUGAAAGGAACGUCUUACCAGUUAGAUUCUUUAAUACAGUGGGGGGAAAAGGACACGUCUCCUAGAAAUGACAGUGCUCCCAAUUAAGGCUCACCCCCCCCUUCUGUCCCUGUUAAUCUAUGUGACUCCUAUGUCUUGUAAUCUGAGCUUGUACCCUCUGUGCUUUGUGUUCUAACACUUUCUAAGCUUUCCAUGUCUUUGGAGAAGGGGGGUGCAUGCUGUCUAGAGACUGUGAAUUUGUUAACUCUCUCCCAGUGUUACUUCUCCUAGCUGUUCCUCAUCCAGUAUUUCCAAGCUUCUGCCUUCUGAACUAUGCCCCUCUGCAAACCACUGUUUCAAAUCCGUAUUGUCCUCCUGCUCCUGGGGAGAUUCAGGAUCAGGGGAAGGGGGUGACUCCCACCAUUCUUCCUCAGUGCAGCCCUCCUCGUCACAGUCCCUGACACUCGUACUGUGGCACAUCUAAAGCAGAGUAGCCAGACUGGGGGAGGGGGGGGCAUUGUGCACUUUCAGAAGAUGCCCAGGUUUUGGCCAGGCUCCAGGUGAAAGAACCUUCAUAGGUGCGAGUGAGCAACUUAAUGCCUGAAACACUGGAGAGCUGCUGCCAGUCAGUGUAGAUACUAUUGAGGUAGAUUGGCAGCUUCCAUACAAGAUGGCUUCAUUGUGCACCUUGUACAGAAAGCUGUGGUUUUCUUUUAAGUGGCUGUGACCUACAUGGGGCUUCGUUUUUCUCUCUAGUCCCUCCCCACCAAUCAAAAAUUUUGGCACACCUUGUUCCUGCUGUCUCUUCCUUCCCUCGCCGCCCUUUAUCUUUUCCCGCCUUGUACAGCUAUGAGCCUUCCUUGGCACUUCUACUCAUGCUUCUAGAGGGCUCAUCUUGCCUCUUCCUAUUCCAGCGGGGAGGAAGAAUGAGCUCUAUCUCUAGCAGGAAGCUGUUCAUUCCCCUGGAUUUUGGCGCUUUCAUCUCGUCUCCAGUGUCUUCUGGGAGCUGUCUCCCGUUUUUCAUCUCCUGCCUUGGCGCUUUCUGAUUUUUGCACCCACAACAUUUGGUGGCAUUGCGACUGGGGCUCUGCCUGCCUCCUCUCAAGCUCCUCUGUGCUUUAACAAAGGCAGUCAAAAGGAGCAAGGAAGGGCAUGCUGUGAGAAAGCAAGAGGCUGCAGUAUUUUUGUUUCUUUUCACAAAGGCAGAAGUGUGCGUAGAUCUGCUCAAAUAAAAAGGAGAUUGUGGAGGUCAUGUAUCUGUGGGCAGCCGGUGUGAUCAAUGAAUGUUGUGGAGUUUCCUGGUUCUGUACUGGUUGUUUGAAAGGAGACUUUCAUGAGGGCUCAGGCAAUCCCUAAGGUACCCUGGACCUAAGUUGUUCAGGUAAAAUUCUUGAUUAUCUUCCUCUGUUACAGCCAGCAGAUCUCUACAAAGGUCCUAGCGUGACUUUCUAAAAGGCCCUUUCAUCACGAUCCUGAUAUAGGAUCCACAGAUUUUUUGAAAGCAUUUGAUGAGAAGAGCUGUCCUGCAAUAGCUGUUGAUAUUCAGGAAUCUUUCUUCUUUCUUAGGGGCCCCAGUCGGAUGAAGCCCUUCAAGUUCAACCAUCCUCAGGGUUUCUUCAGCCAUCGCUGACUUCUCUGCAGCUGGGAUCCUCCCUCCAGGCAGCUCGAUGCAAGGAGAAAGAGAGAGGAGAAUUGUUGCCCUCUGGGAUUCUUGGUUGGCACAGUUCCAGCUUCAUCCUGCCGACGACUUUCACCAGAGAUUUCUGUCCACCUCUGGUUUUAUCCAUUCCAUUCUAUCUGUAGCGGGGAUUGUUUUAAAAUAUUAAAUUGAGUGUGUGCUUUUACAAGUUC
Podarcis lilfordi (Lilford's wall lizard) is the source of this 47530-nucleotide messenger RNA. Lineage: Eukaryota; Metazoa; Chordata; Lepidosauria; Squamata; Lacertidae. The record is from the annotation of a GenBank genome assembly.